AUGGAAGAUAUAACUCCUACAUCUUUUACAUCAUUUGAUAACCAAUCAGUGAGUAAGAAUAACGAAUUAAAAAAUGCGGAUAACGUAGAAGACUAUCAACAGCACCAGAGAAGACAAAGAACAAAAGACAUAGAAGACAAAGGUAAUGGCCGGUGGUGUACGAGCAGUGUUCGAUCCAGAUCCUCGACAUCAUUUCUCAUACAUAAUUUACUUAUAUCGUGUACUGGCAACGACGCUAACGAUAUACCUAUAGCUAAAUCUCCGCCGAUAAUUCCACUGGUUGAACAAGAUAAUCAUAAUGAUGAACUUGGAAAAAGUAGAAGUUGUAGCCCACAAGAGAUGAUACACGCAUCGUACCCGGUAAUAAAUUCCAAAGAAGAAAAAGAAGAUGUUAACGGAAUGUAUAAUGCGGACCAUUAUAGGAUUAAGAGACGAAAAUGCACCAUUCCCUUUAGGAGAAGGACUGCAAAGAUAAAAGACAUCGUCAAUACAAAUACUAGUGGUGACAGUGAUAAUGACAAAAGAGAAAGUAAGAAAAUCAUUAAUAUAUUUCUUUUUAAUGCAGUAAAAAAUUAAAAACAUUAGGAUUGAUAUUAGUAGGAACACAAUUAGUAGAUCGUUAGUUUAAUAUGUUAUUCGAUUUAGUAAGAAUUCAAUAUACAAGUAUUAAAAUAUUUAUAAAAUGUAAAUAUCUGUAGGUAUUCCGAUUUAAUACAUUGUGUUGGUAGUCUAUUGCUCAGAUAUAGGAUUAUAAUAUUUCAGUUGUAUUUAAAUACAGUCAAUGUAAACUACAUAUUUUAUCCUAUACGGCUGUAUACUAAUAUUCUUUUGAAUAAAUACAAUAUAAUAAUUUAAAUAAUACCUAUUUUAAUUUGUAUUUACAUAUAUACAUAUAUAUGUAACAAAAAAAUUGAAUAAAUAUUUUAUCUAUCUUAGAUCGGCGAAAAAUUAGUAAGUUUAUAGAAUAACAAUAUUACCUAUAUUUAUCUGUUUAAAAUAUUUAUAAAUAAAUACAUUUUCUAUAAAAAAAAUAAUUGUUAUGGCACUUUUGAUAUGAAUUCUAAAAUUUAAAAUGUAAUUAUAUGCAAAUAAAGUACCGUACUAAUUACCCUAUAAUAUUUUAGUUUAAAUUAAUAUAGAGGUACAUUAAAUACAUAUUGUUCUGCGUUUUCAAUUUCAAAUUUAACAACUACAUAAAAAUUUGUUUAUUAAAAUUGAUAUAAUAUGGGAUUAUAUUAAAAUGCCAUAAGUGUAUUUGUUUUUAUUUUUCUGUUAGACACGAAUAAAAAUACCGUAUAUCUUAUAAUUUGAUAGAAUAUUAAAAUUGCAUUUCGCAAUUCCGCUCGACGGGGAGUGACACACUAUUAUUAUGUUAGUACCUAUAAUCUACAUAGCAUUAUAUGUCUUAUUAAUUCACGUUAAAAAAAAAAUCACUAUUCAAAUUUAACAAUCCUACUUCAGGGUAUUGUCGGACUGUCGACCUAUGUGUAAAAUUGCACAUCUUUGCGUGUCAAAUUUAGUUGUACAUUACAUACAAAAACAAAAAUAUCUUUUUUUAUUAUAUAAAUAUUUUAUCUAAAUUGUUUACAGUGGAUAAAGAAUCGUUAUUAAUGGACGUAGAAGAAGAGUCACAAAUUCAAUCAUUAAGUAUAACACAACCACCUCCAAUUUCAAUAUAUCUAUCCACAACCAUGAAUUGCCAACACCAAAAAUCUACCCCUCAAGUAUCGACUCAAACACCUAUGUCAGCGUCAACUACACCAGUGUCAUCAUUAAAUUUCAGUGUAAACGCGAUACUCAGUGGUGGAGGGUAUUCUAAUAGUCGUAGUCAUAGCACUAGCAGCAACUGUAGUACAGGAAGUAAUGUUAGUAACGGGUCGAGUCCUGGAUUCGGAGGGAAAAUUAUUUCACAUCAACAAAACAUGUUCGAUACCGAUCAUCACAAUCAACACUUGGCUUCUGCUGCAUUUUUGAGAAUUACAGCGGCGGCUGCAGCCGCCUCUGCAUCAUCGUCUUCUGGUAAGAUUAAUUAUUUUUUAUCGUUGGCAUGUAUGGACUUAGUUUCAAAUAAAAUAUCUAAUAACAAGAAAAAUAGUUAUGGUUAAAAGUGGCACUGAUUAAAAAUAUAUUAACAAAAUCAAUAAAAUCAUUCUCGUUGGCAAAAGUGUUCGAGACGAUAAUAUUGCAUAACAGCGUAAACAAUGGUAUCUUGUACUCAUUAUAAAAUUAGUGUAGGUAUUAUACAUGUAUGCACAUUGAAAUAAUUAUAAUAAUUAAUAAAAAACAUAAAAUAGAUAGGUACCACGCAAUUUGCAACUUUUGUUUGUGACAUAGACAUAAUCCAGAUUCUUGCAGUAUUUUAUAAUAUUAUUGAAACAAAUUGACAUAAUGAUAAAAAAAAUAAUUUAAAAAUGGAUUAUUGUUAUUAUAUUAUAAUUAUACAUAUUGGAUACCUACUUAUGUUUAUUUCACAUUAGUUUACUAUAAUUUUGAAAAAAUUGCAAAAUACCAGACACGUCGCACACAAAAUAAAAUGAUGGAGACUGGAGAGAUUCAUAGAUAAAAAAAAAAGAGCUGAUUAUGGGAGUGAGUGCGGCCACUGCUGUAGGUGGGUAAUUGGGAAGGUGGGAUACAUAAAGUAAUUUAUUGUACUUGUAACUAACGAAAUCCAUUGCUAACAAAAGACGAUUCCGAGUGCAGUUCGGCAAUACAUAAUUUGAAGUGCCGUAUUUUUUUUUGCAGUUUUAAUUGAAAUUUGAUUUAAAAAAAAUAAAGUCAUCCGAUGAUUUUGGAAAUUAUGCCUUGUCUAGGUAAGUCCAAUAUAAGUAUUAUUACCAAGUUUCAAAUCUUUACGUGUAUUUACACCAAAAAACUCCAAAAAUUAAAAUUCCUUAAAAGCUCAAGAGUGGCUCAAUAGUUUUUGCAAUGAUACAGUGAGAAAUCUAAUCGAAAAGGUAACAAAAAAGUUAUCUAGUGAUUUUUCGAAAUAAUUUUUUUUUUCUGAUAGAAAACGUCGUCCAUGUUUUUAUAAAAUAAUGAAAUCGUUAAAUUGUUCGUUUUCCUACAUUUUUUUCCCAAUUUAGUGCUUUUAUUUAAAAAACGACGGCGAAAAUCAAAAAAUAACAUUUUUAAAUUACCAUCUAGACAACUUGAGCUUUCAAAAAAAUUGCUAAAAAUUGGAGUAAGUUUACUAGGAAAAGACGUGUCCACAGAAAAAAAAAAUAAAAUAAACAUCUUAGUAAAACCAAUAACUCCCUCGUUACGCUUGUAAUCUAUAAUACUACACUCAAACACUAAGUACAACUUAUAAUGAACCUCCGGUCAUAUUUCCAAGCUUUUAUGUUCUAGUCUAACAAUUUUAUUCAUAGAGUACCUACCAAAUAAAAAUAACGUACAAAACUCGCAAAAUUAAAAUGUCUAUAAAUAGUCCAAAAAUGGGCCAAAUAUUUUGAACAUUUUACCACAUAUAAAAACAGCAGAGCGUCCAAAUUUCAAACUUCUGUGGAUAUUUUGUGGUUCUGUGGUUAUCGUUUUUCUAUUACAGCAAUAUUUUUUAUAGAAACAUAAUCCGUAAAAAUUAAAAAUAAUGAAAUCGUUGUGCCAUAAUUUGGAAAAAUCGUUUUUUUCUUAUUUUUCCAAAUUAUUAUAAAAAAUACUUUAGAUAUCAAAAAAUUGUUUUCUUUAAAAGUGGCUGUAUAUUAAUAGGAAUAAAAUCGAUCUCUUUUCAUUUUUCAAUUUGAAUAAGAUUUCUGGUAAAAACAAUAAUGUGUAAAAAUAAAAACAAUGAAUUUGGUUCGAAUUAUAUCGAAAAUCCCGUGGAAAGUCAAAAAAAUUAUCUCUCUAAUGCACCAACUAUACAGAAUUUCCUUUCAGAAAAUGUAUUAUGCUCUAUAGAUCAGUGCAUACCAAUAGAUCUCUCAUUAUGCUCCUAAUCUAAAAAAUUAACCAUUUUAAACUAUAGAAAUAUAGUUUAUGAUGCGUUUUUCAAAUUUCUAGCGGGGUUGCGUGAGGUUUGAUUCCAUAAAUUUCCCUCUGUACACGCACUUGUUAAACACUAUUUCAAAAUAUAACCUGGUUAAUAUUCUUUAUAUAAACCUACAUAAAACAUCCAUAAGAAAUAUUUUGACAGUUUCAACUUAGUAAAUAAUUCGAUUUGUGUAUAAAAAUACAAAUAAAUUAUUUUAAAACUAAUAACUCUAUAACAAUUAACAACUCGCCUGCUCAGAAUUUUUUUUUCUCAAAAUCUAAAAUUUAGGUGUUUACCGGUAAAUCGGCAUUUCUAUUAAGUUAGGUUAAAUGCCAGUGGUAUAUUUACACGGAUUCUUGUAGUCCGGACCCCCAAUCUUCCAGACUGCCCCUUUAAUAUCCACUACACUAUGUUCAAUUUUAUAUUUUUAAGUCAUUUAUUACAAAAUAACAGAUGUGUAUCAUUAUUUAAUGUAUGGUUGCCAAUUUAUCAAUAUAUUUAAAUAAUAUGGUAUGAUGUAAACUCUGUCUGCACAGAAUUAUUUUAGUCUUUUUUUUACAUUUUAUUUAUUAUUAAAGCUUUAAAUUAUAAAAAUUAUUUGUCCAAGUAUUUUAGUCUUGUUUAAUAAACAAUGUAUAUUGUUCUCAGUUACAAAUAACAUGAUUUGACAAAUAUUAAACAUACGUACCUAUUAUAUGAAGAUUAUUAAUCUUGACGUGUAAAAUUAUGACUAUAAUUAAAGGAAUUUGUUUAUUUGGAAAUUCUUUUUUUAACCUCCUAAGAUAAAAUCGUGGUAAAAAUUUAUCUUAUUACUUUUGGACUUUUUCCCAGCACAAUAUUCAACUAAAAUAUUUUAAAGCUUAAAUAGGUAUUCAGAUGAAUUAACUACUUAUAAAUAAUUUUAAUUGUGUAGAUUAUUUAAAAGUACAUAAGAUACAACGUGAAAGUGUGCUUGGACAAUACAUUUCAGUAUUAUUGUUUUUAUAUUUAAACAAAUAUUUGUUUUUUUCCAAAGAAAACAUAAUGUAUAAUUAAUUAGUUCUAAAUAAAAAUGAAAUUAUGAAUACUUCCUUUAAGUUAUGCUUGUAUCGGAGGCACAAAGGUACACAGUAAUUACACUAUAGUACAAUUAUGAACAAUAGAUUGUUAUUUACAAAUAAAAUAAAGAAUAAAAUAGUUAUGCAUACUUAAGAUUAAAAGGAAUAUAAAUAUUAUUAACAAAAAAUAUAUAUGUAAAAUAAUAAGUUAGAACUUGGAUUCUAUUUAUAAUUUUCAAGAAUCCAAUUUAGAACGGAUUGUUUUACUUUUAAAUAUAUAAGUAUAUUUGUAUGUAAAAUUUAAUUUGUGUUUAAUUUUAAAUUGUGAGUGGCGUAAGUAAUGUAUUGGUUUUAGAAUGUUCAUUUUUUUUUCAUCUAUAAACAACUUUUCUACCAGCAAUCUUGCACCGAUUUAAAUUGAUAGCACUUUUUCUGAAAGGAAACCUGACUGGAGUGAUAUUUUAGGAGGUUAUUUUUUGAUUUUCACAAGAAUUUUCCGAAUAAAUGGGAAAAACAUAGGAAAAUCGGGAAAAAACGUAAAAAAAAAGGUAAAAUAGGCACAAUAUGAAACAAAUAUCAUUAAUGAAAAUGUUUAAUGCAUAUCUAACUAUUUUACCAUAAUAUAACAUAUUAUAUAUUGUUGACAAAGCAACACUAUCAACCGAAAUCCGAUCAGAAACAUUUUUUCGUUAGUUAUGGUUAAUCGUUGCGUAUAGAUAUACAUUCAAUUCCUCCUCUACUCCCUUCCCGAUUUCUCACCUACAACAGUGACCCACCCACGUACGAAGUAUAUCCGUCUUUUUAAUUUUUCUUUUAUUAUUAUAAUUCUAUUUCAGUUAAUAAUAUAUGAUAGUAAUUUAAUAACAUCGGACUAAAAUGUUUCUAAAUGCAAUAAAAGAUUAAGUUUUAAGCCGAUCAAUUUUGCAUUUAAAAGGAUUUCACCACCAAUUCGUAUUGUUCGGCAUAACGGUCAAUUGUACGGUUCCUGUUCGAGUGUAAAUUCUCCUGAAUAAAGCCGGAUCUUAACAUUUUAAAACCCGGGGAAAAUGAAAAAGUUACUCUCAUUUCAGGGAAAUUAUCAGUUAGUAUUUGUUUUUACGAAAAAUCAAGCACACUUACACAAUAAUGUUAUUUCUAAGUUUCAAGUUUAGAAAAAAUAUUAUUGGUAAUAAUAAUAUAUGUGAAUUAUUUAUUAACGAAUCUAAAGUAUUUGAUUCUUAUUUUGAAUAUAAAAAGCUUUAUGUAAAUGAACAAUUUUUACACAUUUUAAAUAUCCGUUACAAUCAAAAUGUUUAGUAUCUAGGCACAGAAGAGGUACAAUGAAACAAAAAUAUAACUAGAUACUGAAAAUUGUAAGGUAAUACAAUAAAUACAAUACAUUAUAUUCAUGGUUUAAAUGUAUGUAUUAAAAUAUCUACAUUCUAAAUUUUCUAAAUAUAAACUAGCUAAUUUUAAUAUUUAAAACUUUAUUUUUCUGGCUUUGAUCGUGGAAAAAUUAUCAAAAAUUAAAUUAAAAUUAACUGUCUUUGUGAUUUCUUCUUGUGAUCUCAUCAAAUAUAAAAAAAUGGUAAAAUUGGAAAAAUGUACGAAAUAUAUUAGUUAAAUAUUAGGAAGAAAAUAUAUAAUGCCUAUUUAAUUAUUUUACCAUAAUAUGACAUAUAUAUUGUUGACAAAACAUCACUAUCAACUGAACUCCAUUCAGAAUCGUUUAAAUACAUUAAAUUACCUAUAACAGUGGCUACACCCGUCCCCAUUAUCCUAGGACAGCUUUUUUUUAAUUUAAAAUUACAAUUAAUGUUCCAUUUGUAGAAUAAAAUUUUAAACAUAAUUUUUCAUCUCUCAUAAUCUACAUAAUUUAUAAAGAAUUUUUACAUUACUUACCUAUAUUAAUGGAAACGAAAUCACAAACCAUCUUUUAUCACUAAUUGGGUAGCGAAACUAAAAAUUAAAAAUAUUUUGCCCCCAUCUAUUGGUAAAUUCAUGCAUAUAAUUUCGGUCUCUAUUAAUAACAAACAUAAUUCACACAUUUUCCUAACAUAAACUGUAGGCUGCAUGCCGUUUAAUCAACCUAUAGAUUUAGUCUUGGUAUUGUAGUACUUAUUGUUAAUUUUGUUUUUACUAAACUGAAUACCUACUAAUGACAAUAUUUCUAUUAUGCCUUUUUCUUUCUUUUUUCUACUUCUUCAUUCGCGUCAUUCAUCACUUCGUCAUUCUUACAGCGACUUUAAAUUACGGUUGAUAGGUCAAUAUAUUAUAUUAAGAGGUAUUAAAUAAAUCGUUUUUUUUCUUUCAAACUCAGUUUGUUUCAGUAUAAACUCAUAAUGGAAAAAACCUGAUGUUUAGGUAAUCCUAUACUUAAUAAUAUAAAAAUUACAUUUGAACAAAUGGUUUGUUUACGUAUCUAUAAUAACAGCCUAUUACUCAUUAAUUAAUUUAAGAUAAUUUUAUAUAUUAUUUUAAAUAAUAUACAAUAAUAGGUAACUACUUUAAUUGAAUAUUAGCUGUUUUGUUAGUACGUUGAGUGCUUGUGAAUCAUAUUUCAUUUCUCUACUGUUUACUUUCUAUAUUAUAAAGAUUUCGUUUUAUCCCCUUGUAAUUCUAUACAAUGGUUGAUUGAUCGACUAUAAGAGUGUGUGUGUUAUUAGGAUACGUUCGGUCAAAUUGUAUAUAGUUUAAACAUUUUGUAUAUAGUUUUAUGUUACCAUUAUUUGUAUAAUAGCAAUCAAUACUUAAAAGCUUCAGAUAUACAAUUAUUUCAGCUGUGUUUGUUGUUAUGUUAUAUACGCAUUCAACGAGAUAAUCGAUUAUACGAGUACAACGUAUUAAUUUUUAUUUUUUAAAUAGAUGAGUGGUGUUUAAGUAUUAGUUACAUGUCGAACAUCGUGUAGUAGGCAUAGUUACCUAGGUAUCUCAUAAAAACCAUAUUUAUUGAAUAUUUAGCUAUAUAAAUAUAAUGUUGACAAUUUCGAAUAGUAGACUGCAUCUAACCAAACAUUAUUGCCAAGAUAUAAUAUACAGUGUUGGGAAGGAACAAAGCAUGAAAUUCAUUAUUUUUAAAAUUAACUUUUCUAAAAAAGGAACGAGGAAUGGGAACGAAUUCCUUUUUAAAAGGAACCUGUCCAACACUGGAUAUAUAGUUGGUUAUUUUAUUUCGUAAAAACUUUGUAGUAUAAACAUUUUAAACCCAAAUGCAUAUAUUAAAUGAUUAUUAAAAAUUUACAAUUAUUAUAAUACUCGUAAUAGCAAUAUUUUUAUUGAAUAAAUAUUAUUAUUGUUGGUUGUUACAAUAAGAUAUUUAACUAUAUUCUGCAUAAAUCGGUUGUAUAGGUAUAUAAAAAUAAAUAAAUAUGCAAACAAAAGUUUGUAAAUGACAGCACUAAAUGGCUAGUUCUAUAAAUUUACCAUAAAACCUUUCUACCAGUUUUCGGGUAUAAGAUGAAAGGAAUGGUAUAGUUAAAAAAAAUGCAAGAAAAGGAAGAGAAAAUAAUAGAAAGCGGUUCCGCCCACUAUCACCAUAAUAACAAUAAUAAUAAUAAUAUACUAUAAUAUAACUGCGUCCCUUUACUAUACUAUAUAUAUUAUAUAUUUGCUAACUGAAUUACCGGCUUCAAAUGUAAUAAUUUCACCGGGGGCUUAGUUUUAAAGGAUUAUACUACCUUACAUUAUUUAAAGCCUCGUUACACAUAGUCUACCCCUGGUGCGUAGACUUAGAAAUUGAUAGUAUAACUAGACUUUCAGAAGCAGGGCCAGAUCUAAGGGUGGGGAAAGUGGGGAUUUAUCCGCUGGUGUAAAAUUUUCCAGGGCAUAUUUUUUUAAGGUUUCAUAAACUCUGAUCAAAUUGAAAAUGGAAUUUAAAAUAUGUCAUAAGUACAAAAAAAUAUUUUAAAAUACAUUUUUUUUUGACAUUACUUAUGAUUUUAAAUAUUGGCUGUAUAAUAAUAAUAUGUUAUUUUAUUUUUAACCGUUAUAGCAUUGAUUUAAUAUGUACUGAUAGGCACACAUCAGCGUGGCGUGAAAAAACCCAUUCGCCACUGUUGGCGGGAGUCGGAGAGUACAUUGUCAUAGAUAAUGAGUACAAGGGGAAGCUUAUUAUGCCUGCGUGGUGGCUGUCUGUCGUUCUAAUAAUAAAAAAAAUUGUUCAGAUAAAUGAGAAAUUAAAAUAUUAUUGAAGUUUAUUAUCAUUAUAAUAUUCGUGUGGUGUGUGUAUGUCCGUGUUACAUCGUAUUUCCGUUUCAAUUCUAUCAACAUUUCAAGUGAAAUUCAACACACGACGUAUAUCCUAUAUAAUAGUAUUAAUUAGUUUAUAAAAUAAGUUUUUAUUAAAUUCCAUUUUAAUUUUGACGCUGCAACUGUUAAAACCCGUGCUCUGUUAUUAGUAGGUAUUCAGUUUAGUAUAAACAAAAUUAACAAUAAGUACUACAAUACCAAGACUAAAUCUAUAGGUUGGUUAAACGGCAUGCAGUCUACAGUCUAUGUUAGAAAAAUGUGUGAAUUAUAUUUGUUAUUAAUAGAAACCGAAAUUAUAUGCAUGAAUUUACUAAUGGAUGGGGGCAAAAUAUUUUUAAUUUUUAGUUUCGCUAUCCAAUUAGUGAUAAAAGAUGGUUUGUGAUUUCGUUUCCAUUAAUAUAGGUAAGUAAUGUGAAAAUUCUUUAUAAAUUAUGUAGAUUAUGAGAGAUGAAAAAUUAUGUUUAAAAUUUUAUUCUACAAAUGGAACAUUAAUUGUAAUUUUAAAUUUAAAAAAAGCUGUCCUAGGAUAAUGGGGACGGGAGUAGCCACUGUUAUAGGUAAUUUAAUGUAUUUAAACGAUUCUGAAUGGAGUUCAGUUGAUAGUGAUGUUUUGUCAACAAUAUAUAUGUCAUAUUAUGGUAAAAUAAUUAAAUAGGCAUUAUAUAUUUUCUUCCUAAUAUUUAGCUAAUACCUACAUUUCGUUUAUUUUCCAUUUUUCGUUAGUUUCUUCUCAAUUAUUGGGAAAACUCCUGAGAAAGUCAAAAAAUGACCUUCUUAAAGUACAAUGUAGAUAAAAUUUCCUUUCAGAAAAGAUGCUACAUUUGAUACAUCGGAGUAAGAUUUCUAGUAGAAAACUUUACAUAACAAGUUAAGGGGUAUUUUUUGAUUAAAAUAGUUCAAUCGAACGAUGGCUUGGUCUCUAGUUACACCUAAAAUGCCUUUAUUUUUUCCCUUUAACCUAAACAAGGACAAAAACAAAUAUACGCAUUUUUUCGGUUUGAACUCGCGACCUCUAAGAUGGCAAUAAGAAGGUAGCAUCACCAGACUAGUGACAACAACAGACAUAAUUUAAAAUUGACAAUAUAGAUAGUUAUUUAACAUAACAUAUAAUAUUCGUAUAGUAUCAGAUCUUUAAAAAGCUAUAUAUAAAACUAUAUAAUUUCGAAACUAAGUCAGUACACUCAAUUUUGACUUCACCGUCGUUCUUAAAUCGGCUAUAUACAUAAUUUAUGUUCAAAACAAAAGAUUGAAAAAUUAGAUUUUAUACACUUAAAUAAUGAUUUUUGUCAAAAUUUGAUUCUAAAAUUGCGUUAUAAAAAAUAUAAUACAUAAAGUUCAAUUUUUUUUUUUUACUAGAAAUUAAGUCUUAUUAUCUUACGGAUUAUUUAUCCAAUAAAAAUUAAAUGAUUACAUUUUUUUGAAAAUUUGACCACGUCUAUAAAAAGUAAGUUUUCUGUCCAAAUUUCAAGUCUCUACGAAUAUGUUUAACUGAAUUAUAGCAAAUAAUAAAAGCAUUAUUUUUAUACAUUUUUCGUUUUUCUUAAGUUUUAUCCUGGUUUUUCUGUUUUUCCCAGCGGUGAAAACUGAAAAACUGAAAAAAGCGCUAUCAUUAUAAAUUGGAACAAAAUUUAGCUAGUAGAAAAGUUGUAUACAAAAAAAAGAAGUCCGUCAUAUUUUAAAUUCUAAGUGGAGCAAAGAAGUUAAUGGUUUUACAAAGAUAUAUAUAUUUUUUUUUCAAUAUUUCUACUAGAAAUCUAUUUUUAUUUUUUUUUCUGCGGACUUUUCUACCAGCAAUUUUGCUCCAAAUUUUAAUGAACAAUAUUUUUUAAAAGGAAAUUUCAGUUUUAAUAUCAAUUUUAGAUUUUUUCUGAACAGUUUUCCCAGAAAAUGUAAAACACCAGGAUAAAACAUGGAAAACCGCGAAAACGUAGGCAAACUGGGAAAACCAGUAUAAUAUUAAACAAAUAUUGUCAAAGAAAAUAUAUUAAACCUAUUUAAUUAUUUUACUUCAGUAUGGCAUAUACAUUAUUGACAAAGCAUAACUAUCAACUGAACUCCGCUCAGAAUAGUUAUUUCGUAAGCAAUGGUUUAUUAUUGAUCAUACAAUAAUAAUAAAUACUGAUAUACAUUAAAUUCCCAUCUGUAUCCUACCUUCCCAACAUCACACCUACACCAGUAGCUGCACCCGUCCCCAUUAUCACCACUUCAAUGCAUGUAUAAUAUUAAAACUGAUUUCGAGCGUCGACAAGCGGGUGAUCAACGGGCAAGGUUACGGCGUAGAGAUGCGUGGCAGUGACCGGCUUAGGUCGGCGAGCAGCCCGAUCUCUCGUGGAAUAGAUUAUAUAUUUCUUACAUUUUCCCAUUUUCCUCCAUUUUAUCCCAAUUUUUUCCAUUUGUCAAAAAAACUUAUGGAAAAAUAAAAAAUUACCUCUCUAAAGUACCUUUCUAGUCAGAUUUCCUUUUAGAUGUUAAUAUUGUAAAUUGGAGCAAAAUUGCUGGUAGAAAAGUUGUUCACAGAAAAAAAAUAAACUUCUUUGUAAAACUAUAAGCUUCUUUGCUCUACUCAAAAUAUAAAAGUUCAGGUGUUUUGUAUAACAAGAGAAUUCUACUGAAACUUAAAGUUACAUUUUACGUUUAAGUUAGGUUUUUACUAAUAUAUUUCGUACAUUUUCACAUUUUUCCUCCUUUUUUUUCGUUUUCUCACAUAUGAUGAUAAAACUCUUGGAAAAUCUAAAAAUGACCUCCCUAUAGUACCUCACCACACUGAUUUCCUUUCAGAAAAGGUGCUACACUUAAAACAGAAGCAAGAUCUCUGGUGAAAAAGAUGUCGACAGAUAAAAAAAAAAAAACAACUUUGUAAAGCAUAAGGUUCUUCACUCCACUCAAAAUCUAAAAGAAACAUCUUUAUAAAACCAAUACAUUCUUCGCUAUACUCAGAAUCAAAUAAUUCAACAAUUUAGUAUACUAAUUUUAAAUAUAGAGUGUAUCGAGGGAUUUAUUGGUUUUACUAUGAUGUGUGUGUGUUUUUUUUAUGUCUGUAAACAACUUAUCGAAAACAAAUCUUGCUCCAUGAUGUAUAGAGUAUAUCACAUUUACUAAAACUAAAUUCUAUUAAGUAUGUGAAUUAGAGAGGUUCCUUCUUAACAGUUUCUUAUAUUCUAAAAAAUCUAACUGAAUUAAUUUAGUAUUAGUCAUUACGUUAUGAAACAAUAAUAUAAUCAUAAAAAAUAUUGCAUAAUAUAUUCUGCAACCACUAAAGUAGCUACUACCACCACCACCAUUCACCACCACCCCAAAAAUCGAUACCCCGGGUUCGGCGCCACUGUUCGACGGUUAAAAACAAACGAAAUGCUGAUAAUGAUAAUAUUAUUAUUAUACAAAGUGUCCGACGAAGAUAUACAUACCCAAUUAAUAUCUCCAGAGAUAAUAAAGAUAUUCAAAUUUUGUUUUUUUUUUUUUUUACAUGACUCACGGGGAUUAGGAUUGAAAAUAUUUAUAUUGCAAUUAAUGUUUUAUGCUUUAUAAAAAACUUAAAAAAUAACUUUAUUUUAUUAUUUUUGAAAAAUGUAAAGAUAGCUAUUUUAUAGAAUUUAUCUUCUGAAAAUUUUGACGUAUCAACUUUUUAUUUUCAUUAAAUCCGUGAUUUUUAAUACGUUUUUUAAUUUCAGAGAAAAGAAGUGUACAGUCAAUUAAUCGUAAUAAUUAUAAUCAAUUAGAGAGUACGAUUACAUCCUACUGCAUUGUAUGACAAUCAUUAUAUUACCUAUAAUUAUUUACAGAAAUUUUCGCUUUUUGCUACUUAUUCUUAAAUACAUACAGUUUUGCUAUAUAAAUUUAAUAAAACUAUAACUAGUUUAGUUUAACAUAAUUAUAAUAAUAAACAUUCAUUUAUUAUAUAACUACUCACUUUUGCCAUCAAUCGUCAAGACAUAAUAAUUUGUAGUAACGUUGUUUCGAAUUUUAAUCGAUUUAAACGUUCUUAAACACACUAUUUUAUAUGAAUUUAUUCAUCUUUUAUACAAAACGUGGAUAUUUAUUCAUAGAAUAAUUACAAUUACUUGAUCGUUUACAAUAACGGUUAAAACUGUAAUUUAUUAAUAUUUCCUUUCAACUUAACAACUGUUCUAUUAAAAACCAGAAUAUUAGUAUGAAUGGCUUUAAACAGUUUUAAUACAAAACUUCAUGUUAAAAAAAUCGUUUUAUUUCAAAAUUAAUAUUAUUUAGUGGAAAACAGUUUAUGAUGAAAAUUAAAAAAAUGUCAUACCUAAAAAAGUUACGAGUUUUUUUUUUUAGUUGUAUAAAAGCCACUUUUAAUCUUAAAUAUCUAACGUCUCAUUCAAGUAAAUUUAAAAUCAAUAUAUCAUCGAUCCCUAGAAAAUUUCGUUGUCUUUAAUUAUCAUAAUGAUUGAAAAUUAUAAAAUCUCUUUAAAAGAUACAUUUUUCCGGCUUACGUAAACAUUUUUUUAAACAAAUUUCAUGAUAGGUAUAACAAUAAAUACUUAUAACCAGGAUACGGACGGUUUUUAAAUUUAUACGAAAUUAAAUUUGAACAUUCUUUUUCCUUGAGUUAUUUUAAUGUAACCUUUAAGUGUUCUUUAAGUAUUACCUUUAAGUAUUCACUCGGUUCGGCUGGCGGAUCGGCUUGGCCAAGGUGCAUGUAAGUUAAAUCAGAAAAUUAUAACCAAAUAACCAAUAAAAUAUUAAAUUUAUGUCACAAUUCUUAUAAUAUACCUAUUAUACAAAAACAUAAUAUGUAUAUUUUCCAAUCGUAAUAUGUUUAGGCCCAAUGUUUUGUCUACCGUCGAGUACUUCUAUCACGCCGUCUACGUCUACCUUUUUGACGGACACGACCAGGACACCGACGACGUGUUCUCAGCAACAAACAUUGCGCACCAUUGCCAAGCCCAUUGCACGUCGGCUAACAAACGCGGGAAACACGAGUGGGCCCAACGGGAAUCUUCAUAAUUCGACAUUACUGGCGUUGGCUACGGCUGCCGCGGCUGCGGUAAACUCUGCGUCCAAUAUACCUGCCAGCGGGGGCGACGGAUUAACGAACAGCGUCAACGACAAUUGUAGCGGCGGUAUGUGCAUUUCACCCACGUUGGGAAACCCAGCCAUGUCGUCUUCCUCUACACCGACCGGUAAUUAAUUUUUAGUUUGGUUUAUUUUUAAUUAGGAAGUGACAAUUUUCUGUCUUUAUCCUUCACACGUGAGAUAUAGGGAUUUAGAUAUUUUUUAUUUCCAACGUUCCGAUUUAUCUAGUGAAGCGAUAAGAAUUCUGCAAGUAGAUUUGAAUUUACGUGAAGUGUACUUGAAAUCAAAUUUACUAUUUAUUAAAUCUAUCUACUUAAAUUCUAAAAAAAUAUAUACUAAUAAAAGAGUAAUUGAAAAAUUGGAAUAUUUUAAUUUUUUGAGAAAUUUAAUUCAAAAAUCAAAAAAAUAAGAAAGUCGAUCUCAAGUAGACUUCACGGCAAAUUCAAAUUUGCUUUCAGAAUUCUUAUCGCUUCACUAGAUAAAUGGGUACGUUGGAAAUAAAAAACGUCUAAAUCCCUAUAUCUCACGUAUGUAAGACAAAGACAGAAAUUCGUCGCUUCCAAUCCCCUUAACAUAGGAUCGCUACAUCUGCAACAUUUAUCGUUCGAGUGGUUAUACAUCUUGAUCUAAUUUUGAACCAAAUAUAUGACAUAUAUUUGACUCUAUUGGUCAUUCUCCAUCCGUUAGGCUCGAAAUUUCAAUCAAUGCAACUUUUCUAUAGUUUUUACAAUCAUAUUAUUGUGACUAUAUAAACACCUAAUUUUCCAGAUAUUCUUUCCGUACUGUUAAUUAAAUUAAUCGCUGUCCCAUUCGUUUGGUUUUUGAGUUUUUAAUAUUUUCCUUAUAAUAUAGAGAUUAAUUAUACGUAAUAUUAUAUUCAUCUGCUCAUAUAAAAUUGGCGUUGUUACCAAAAACAACGCCAGACCAUGAAAUGAUUAAUUGCUUCAAUUUUGUUUAAAGUAAUUUGUAAUCUUCACCGUUAAUCGUUUAGUAUAUUAUAGCAGUUUUAGUUAGUAUUAAUAUAGUAGUAAUAGGUAUUAAUAACGUUAGCCAAAGUUUGUUGUUUUCUGUUAGUUUGUUAAUAAACUUUAUAAUAUACAUAUUAUUAGCCAGUGACCCGGAAGAAAUUUUCUCUCAAAUGGUAUAAUGCGCUCGGAUUUAAAAAAAAAAAAUCUGGUGAACAAUUAAUUAUAAAAUAAUAAUUGUUGUUUAUAGUCGGCUUGGGGGAUGUUCCCGACCCUCAACUUCAAAAUUCCAAAAUCAUUCCGUUCGUUUGCACACAUGUUUAUACUUAAUCCCAUUUCAAGGUAUCGUCAAUGUAAUUUUGCGAACUCAUUUUCACACGAUGAUCAUCCAUAUACCUUCCUAUAUAGUAUAGAAUCCUAUGCUAUCCUGUAAAACACGAUUGAGUACUGUGAUAGUGCGUUAUGUGUAGCACCUUGAGUUAUAUAUACAUUACCUAAACUAUCAAUAACUCCAGUCGGGUCGGCCUAUUUUGGUCCGAAAAAACUAAGUAGAUACUGUUUUUUCUAUAAAGUCCAUAUAUCUAAUAACCGCGUAUUUUUGUUAAUAUUAUAUUAUUAGUCCGGGGAAAAAAGAAACCGUUAUCGCGUUGCGUAUAUUAUUGCAAUACCCUCUUGUUGUAAUUACAAUUUUCUAUACGCUAUAAAUUUGAUUACACUUAUUACCGUAAAGUUUAUAAGGCCCCUAAAUCAGAAACAGACUUGCAAUAUAUGAUCACGCGAGAAUAUGUUUUUGACGAAUGAUACCGUGCGUUAAAAUAGAUCGUUAAACGCAUUCGCGUAUACGUCGUAAACAUACUCGUACUCGUUGCGUCUAUAGCGCACUGGCCGACACGUGCCUCCGACCUCCGUUCGGCUGAAAUGUCAUUGGCAGCACACGCAGCAGCAGUUGGUGCGGUAUGCACCAACUAACAAUUCAUAACCAUAUUAUUAUAAUAUUUUAUUACAUUGCAUUUUAAUCGUUGAUCCGGGCGUUUUAUAUUAAAAGUAGGUACCUAUAGGUACUAUUAUUUGAGGAUUAUUUACAAAAACUAAUGCGCGGCGAUCAGGAGGUGAAGAUCGUUCUGGAUAUGUAACAAGAUCUCACAACUUUCACCUGAUUUAUUCAAAUAAAUUAAUUUCGUGGUGAUUUCGAUCGAAAUUAUUAUUGGUUUCAUAAAUCGUAUCAUUAGAAGUCAUAGCGAAUGUCUCAAAGAGUGUAUUAGUUUUACAAAGAUGUUUAUUUUUUUUUCCUUUUUAUUUAUUUUUUUAUACUGUGUACAAAAAUCUACCAAGAAUCUUACUCCAAUAUGUACACUCGGCACCAUUUCUGAAAGGAAAUAUUGUCCAUUUGGUACUUUUAGGAGGUGAUUUUUUUAAUUUUCCAAGUGGUUUUCAUAAUAUAUGGGAAAAACCAGAAUAAAACGUAAGAAAAUGGGAAGUUUACGAAAAUAAUAUAUUUAUUAUUAUUUCAAUUGUGUUAUUUAUUGUAAGUCAGUAAAAAAUAUUCGUUAAGACUUGAAAUUUGGACAGAAAACUUAUGUUUGCCUUUUCUAGAUAUGGUAAAAUUUUUAAAAUAUUUAAGCUAUUUUUAAGCUUUUUAUAAAAUUUUUAAUAUUUUUGAAGAAAUUCAGUUAAAAUAUUCGUACCGACUUUAUGAACUUAAAAUUUGGACAAAAAUGUAUACUUGCUUAGACGUGGUAAAGUUUUCAAAUAAUUUAUGCCAUUUUUUGAGCAAUUUAUAGACAUUUAAAUUUUGCGAGUUUUGUACGUAAUUUUUAUUCGAUCGGUAUUCUGUUGUAAAAUUGUUAGAGUUUACAGAAAUGUUUGAGAAUUUCAAAAAAGUUCAUUAGGCCUUACUGUGAGGUUAAAAAACUGUUAAAUAACUAUAUAUUGUCAAACUUAAAUAUGUUUGUCGUAGUCUAAUGGUAACACAUUCCUAUUGACAUCCUAGAGAUCGUAAGUUCAAACCCAAGUUUCAAAACAGCUCUUUACAUUUUUUUCUCCCUUUUACUAAAAUAAGGAAAAAACCAAUGCAUUUUGGAUGUACCUAGAGUCCCAAGUAAUCGCUCGCUCGGACUAUUUUAAUCGCAAAAUACCCCUUGAUUUGUUAUGCUAACUUUUCUACCAGAAAUCUUGCUCCGAUGUAACAAGUGUAGCUUAUUUUCUGAAAGAAAAUUAUAUUUACAUGGUACUUUAGGAGGUCAUUUUUCGAUUUUCGCAAAAGUUUUCCCAGCGAAUGUAAAAAAUCGGGAAAACCGGGAAAAACGUAGGAAAAACGGGAAAAUCAGUACAAUAUUAAACAAAUAUUAUUAAUGAAAAUAUAUAAUGCCUAUUUAAUUAUUUUACCAUCCUAUAACAUAUAUAUUGUUAAAAAAGCAUCACUAUCAACUGAACUCCGCUCAGAAUUGUUUUUUGAUUAGCAAUGGUUUAUCGUUGCUUACUGAUAUACAUUAAAUUUUCCUCUAUAUCCUAUCUCCUCAGCUUUCCACUUACAACAGUGGCUGUACCCAUAAACUAAGUAUGUCCGUUUUCAUUUAAAUAAUGAAAACGUUUACAUAAACAGCUAACAUCAGUAUAGUGAAACCUGACCUAAAGGUUUUUAAAAUCAUAUUUGAUCAUCAUUUGUACUCAAUUUACCUGCCGGUUAUCUAACACUGUUAUAUUUUUUAUUUAGUGUUUGGUAACAUAUUGAUUUUUUUUUUUUAUAAAAACAACUUCGGUCAGAUCUAAUAAAUUGAAUUUUUAAACUUUUUCUCAUUUUAUUUGAUUAAUUUUAAACUGUGAGCCUGAUUGUUGUGCUUCUUCGACAGUUAAAAAAUGUCAUUAAUUCGGGAAUUCUUUAUAUUUUUAAAGUUUUAAAAUUAAAUUUGGUAAAAAUUGAAAAUUAGAUUUUUAGAGAGGGCUUUAUGAAAACUUUUAUUUUAUUUUAAACGUAUCAUUUUCGUAAUAGUCUGCAGUAAAAUUCUUAUACUAAAGGUGAAAUUAAAAAUUGUUUAGCAAAUAAUAGUUAUUGAUUCAUUCAACAAUUUCGAACUUGUAUGGUGCAGCAUCACUGACAAAUAUCAAUACUUUCCGGUACUGCAGGUGAUAUAAUACAAACUGAUAGAACUUUUGUUUUAGAUUUUGGAACACAAUUAAUUUUUCUGUCUUUAUAAAAAAGACAAUAAACGAAUUAAAGACGUUCAAAUUAAUAUUUUAGAUUCUGAACGAUUUUGGUUUGUAAUAAAUAAUGUGUCAAGUGUACUUUUAGCGUACUAAAGAAUCUAUUGAUUUUACUAAAACGUGUUUUGUAUUUGUGAGCAUAGGAAAACUGGAAAAUAUUUUUUCGGAAAAAAAAGUAAUAUUUGUGGCAUACCACGGGAUUUUAAUUUGUGUGCGCUAUGUUUGCUACUAGAAAUAUGGCUUUAAUCAGAAAAUGCCAAGAGACUAUUUUUAUUAAAUUUUACAUCUAGUUGCUGAAGAAGUAAGUCUUGUUUUAAUUUUCCAGCAGCUUUCAUAAUAAUUGAGGAAUACCGAAAAAAGGCGAAAAAUGAAAACGAAUGAAUAUUUUUGGCAAACGAUUUCAUUAUUUAAAUAUUUAUGUUUUCUACUAGUAAUAUUUUUCCAAUCGAAAAACAACAGGACAUUUUUUAAGUAAGCAUUUUAAUGUGAGAUAAUAGUAUUUAAAACGUUAGAACCGCUAGAGAAGAAACUUUAAAACUCCUCUAUUAUUUUGAGAAUUUUAAAUAUUUUUAAGUUCAUUUUUGGUAUUUUUGAGUUUUUUUUAUGCUUUCUAAUAGUCACAAUUUCCAAGCCUUAGUAAUGUAAAUAACUACGGAAAAACUAAAAUAUUUACACAAUAAUAGUUUCUGUUCAUUUCGAUUUUGUUUGAGAUGUUGUAAGAAGUGAGGAAUUUAUUGAUUUUACUAUAAUACUCGUAUGUGCGGAUUUUUUUUAUGUGUGUUUGUGAACAACUUUUAUCAAAAAUCUUGCUCCAAUCAAAAAACGAUAGAAAUAUGUUUUUUAAAUUUUUGAUCUAAUUGCAUUUGAUGCAUUUCAAGGUAUUUGUUCAAAAUUAUUUUAGUUUUCAUGAUGUUUGGGAAAAACCGGGGGAAAAAGAUAGGAAACACGGAAAUAACUAUUUCAUUAUUUUUGAUUUUUUUUUUUUUUUGUAAUUAGGUGUCAAUUAAUCGCAUACAAAUGUAAAGUUUUCAAAGAACACUUAUAUUAGCUUUUUCUAAUCGUGGUAAGAUUUUUGAGUUAUUGAUAGACAUUUAACAUUAUCUAUGAUUAGGAUAGGUUUUAUUUCAGUUUUAGGAGCUUUUACUUGAGUUUCAUCAUCUAAAAUAAUGUUUAGCGAACCAAAGUAGUUUUUUUUACGCUUUUAAAUUUCAAAAUUUGACAAAAAUUAUGGCAUUUUAUACGUAACUUUUAUUCGGUAGGUACUAUAUGUAUAAAAUUGUUAUAUUAAACAAAAAUGCUUGUAAAUAUGACAGGAAGUUCAUUAUAAGCCUAUUACCGCCUUUCAAAACAUAUAUAACCAAACUUCACUUCGAAUCGUUUUUCGUUGGCAAUGGUUUAUCGUUGAUUACAGGUAUAAUAAAUAACUUUAUGUAUCCUACCUUCUUAACUAUUCACCUAAAAUAGUGGCUGCACCCGUCCCCAUUUGUAGCUUUUUAUUUUUUAUAAUUCAGUAAAAAUCAAUCAUAGAGAAAUGAAACUUCCACUAGAUAUUUAUAUAUAUAUUAUAUUAUAUAUAUAUAAUUUUAAACGCUGUACAAUUUGUAACAUAUUGAUAUUGUUCGAGUAUUUUUGUAGCUAUUUAGAAUUUUCGACUUUUUAGUUUUUUUUUUUUCAAUUGAAUUGUAUGAACGAGUUACAAAAAAUAAUUUUUUCUUUGACAAACAAUAUACCUAUCUUUGGAGAAAAAUAAUAUUAUUUAUAAUUUAUAUAUUUAUGUAUCUUUGGCUAGCCAAAAAAAAACUUAAGUUGUUUUUGUUUGUUUCUGUAAACAACUUUUCUACCAGAAAUCUUGUUUCAAAAAACAACUUUAAAAGAACUUUUUUGUAGCAUUUUUUAUUAAUGGGGACAUUGGCGAAGUCAUUUUUCGAUGUUUAAUGUUGUUUUUUUUAAUAACAGUUUACUUGCUCCAGUUUUUGCUGGCUAUCCAGCAAAUGGUUAUUAUGCAAAAACAUUUGCUAUUUUCGUUGAGAUUUUAUGUCAAAACUAAAAUCGCAUUAUACAUAAAAUAAUAAUAAUAAUAAUAUCUUAUCGGGCGAUAUUCGGAUCUUUAUUAUCGAACAAUGUAAUAUUCAGAUUCAAUAAGUAUUAUACCGGAGUGCUAAUAAAUAAUAAUCGAUAAAAUUAAAACGUCAACUUUUGUAGUAUUAUUUAUAUUAUUAUUUUAUUGUUAUAAGAGAUUAAUAAAUCGAGACGAAUUUAUUUAAGAAGAAUGGAAAUGCAUAAGGAAAAGAACGCGUGAACAAGAGAAAUAACCGACUUGUGAACCCCGCCCGUACGGCCGCACGGGGCGCAGUGUAAUCGAAUGCUGCACGGCGAUUCCCGUCCCUCUUUUCCUAUCGUCACUCGGUCCGCUCCGUUGUUCUAUUACACCUCUCCGCGCGUCGCGCCGCCGCCGAAGGCAUACUCAUUCGCCGCCAACCCCCUCGGCCGAACCUGUCAAACGCACGCGCUACACACCAUCCCCAUCUGCAGCGGCGCUACCCUUGUUCCCGGCUCUCUUUUCCACUCACUUAUUAUAAUAUAUUUAAUAAUCCAAUCCGGCCGCAAAAAAGGGACCCUUCCGCACCACCGCCGCAGCCGCGUAUUCUUCUUACUAUUGAAGUCAGUUGCACACACACACAGACACACACACUCGCUCAUACCGCUCGCGCCGAUUAGUGUUGUUGUCGUUAUUAGCGUCUGUUGCACCGGAUUGCAUUUCUGUUUUUUAUUUUUUUAUUAUUAUUAUUAUAUUUUUUCCGUCCCCUAAAUUCACUAUAUAUAUAUAUAAUAAAAAUAAUAACGAUAUUAAAUAAUUAGAAAAAUAAAUAAAAUCGUCUACUAGACAUAAUAACAUAAUGCGCGGACGAUGGCCGCAGUGCAACAUACUGUCGAGCAUUAAAUAAUAACAAUAUAUCAUGUAACAUAAUGUUAUAGGCCCGUGACUAAAACGCGUAUUACGGUCGAGUUAUUUUAAGGAUAAAAAUUAUUAUUAUUAUUAUUAUUAUUAUUGUUAUUAUUAUAGUUAUUAUUAUUAUUAUUGCAACACGUGCUGCUGUACUAUAUAGCGGCGCGAAUAUUGUCGCCUCGCUUUUCGCAAUGUGGCGUUGACGUAACGUGCAGUAUAAUAAUAAUCAUAAUAAGACGAGAGAAGGUAACAGCUGCGGUCGCUUAUAUUAGUAUUUAUUUAUUUAUACUCGAACGUCUUCUCAGAUUACAAACAAUAAUAAUAAUAAUUCGGGAAAUUUACCGGUGCGGCCCCAGGAGCUAUUUAUCAUAAUAUUAUAAUAUAGGUACCUAAACGGACUAAACGACUGAAAUAUUUUUAAUAAAAACCAUAACUAUUAGGUAUAGACAUCACUGGGCGUAUACGCCCGGGGCUAUCCAUAUGCGGUACUAAACGCCAAACAGAUUACCAAAACCUUCAGUAAAAUUAACGUUUACUAACCUCUCGGCCAAAGGGCCGAGAGGGUCAACACUACUCGAAACUAGACGACCCACAGAUCGCCGAGUACAAUACAUUUAUGUGUCUGAUAUUCUUAUGCACUGUGCGAUGUUCUGAAGCCAACUAUAGCUACAUAUAUUCAACUGAUACAAAUGUAGUUUAAGCGAAGGCUUAAUUUAUUAUUAUUGACUAUUGAACAUAACAACUUAUAUAAAUUUCAAAUUUUCAUUAAAUAGGUAUUACAUUUUCGAAUACCAAUAUUGUUAGGUAGCAUUAUUAUUGUUAUUUGUUUAUUAUAAUUUACAAUAAAUAACCCACGGCAACUAAGCCAUUGAUAGGUUACAAAAGGCAAUUUAAUGUAUAUCUGUAAGCAACGAUAAACAAUUGCUAACGAAAAAACGAUUCUGAUCGGAGUUCAGUUGAUAGUGAUGAUUUUUUAACAAUAUGUAUGUCAUAUUAUAGUAAAAUAAUAAUUAAAUAGGCAUUAUAUGUUUUAUUUAAUAAUAUUUGUUUAAUAUUAUACCGAUUUUACCGUUUUUUCUAUGUUUUUCUCGGUUGUCCCAUGUUUUUCACAUUUGUUGAGAAUAAUGACCUCCCUAAGAUAUUUCCGAAAAAAUCAGUCCGAUUUCAUUUUAGAAAAAUUGCUGUAGUUAAAAAUUGGAGCAAUAUUUUUGGUAUAAAAGUUGCAAACAGAUAAAACAAAAAAGUAAAAAUCAUUGUAAAACCAUAAGCUUCUUUGCUGCACUACACUUGCGUGCCUAAUUGAAAAAACCUAUAUCAUGAACAUUCAAUGUAUGAAAACUAAAAUUGUAAAUAUUAUUUUUGCAUAGCAAAUAAAAAACAUAUGAGUUGACAUACUGGGGACGGGUAUGUCACUGUUGUAGGUUGUAAAGAUGGGGAAGGUAGGGUACAUAAAUUGAUUUAAUUUAUAUCUGUAUAAGAAACGAUAACCUAUUGUUAACGAAGAAUGAUUCAAAGUGAAGUUCGAUUAUACAUGUUGUGAAAGGCCGUAAUAUUUACCAUUUUCAUUAAAAUUUGAUAAAAAAAAAAAAUACUACAUUACACAAUGUUUUUUGUAUGACAUUGUACGACAAAAUAAACUUUCUGUUAAAUUUUCAAUCAUUUCUAUUUAGCCUAACAAUUAUAUUCACAGAGUAUCUACCAAAUAAAAAUUACGUAAACAACUAACAAAAUUAAAAUGUCUAUUGAUACCUUAAAAAUGGUUUAAAUGUUUUGAAAAUGUUACCACGUCUAGAAAAAGUAAAUAUCAGUUUUCUGUUAAAAUUUCAAGUCUCUAUGAAUAUUUUAAACUGAAUUACAAAAAAAAACAAAAAAACAAAAUUAAAAAUAAUAAAAUUUUUUCUGUAAAUUUAUUCUACUUUUUUUUCCGGUUUUGUUUAAUUAUUAAUUAAAUUACAGGGAAAAUCAAAAACGAAAAUAAGCAUAUCAAAUUCACACAAUUAAUGUAUCUUUUGGAAAAUAAAUUGGGAUAGUGCCAGUAUACUUCAUAUUCUUUUAUUACAUAUGAGUUAUGAUGUGCUUAUGUUAACAAUUUAUAUCACAUAGUGAGAUAUUUUACUAAUUUAUUUUUAUUUUUAUUUUUUUUACGAAUACUUAAGGCUCCGUUCGACUGAAUGGCACUGGAGCAAGCAGGUUCCCAAUAGUACAUCCUCAGUACAACUAUCGGCAUAUAGGUCAAAGUCAUUCACAUCCUCACCCACAUCAUGAAAUUCUCAUGAUGCAAUCUCGAUCAAAUGGAACCGGUGGAGUGUCUAAUUCUAACGGAACUUCAUCCUCAAUAGCUACAGCUCCUCCAGUACCUUUUUCGUCUUCCAGCGCGUGGCCUUAUGGCACGGGGUCUAGCGCGAAUGGAGCGGGGUCUUUAACCGGUACUUCACAUCAUCAUAGAAUUACGCCUUUACAUCACCCGUCUGCGGCAACCAUGCUACUAAUGAGUAACAACAACAACACAUUAAACGUGAUGAAUGGUGUAGUUGUCGGCGGAAAUAACAGAGGGAAACCGCGAAGGGGUAUGAUGCGGCGGGCCGUGUUCUCUGAUGCACAACGAAAAGGUUUGGAACGUCGGUUUCAGGUGCAAAAGUACAUUAGCAAGCCAGAUAGAAAACGAUUGGCCGAUAAGCUAUCGUUGAAAGAUUCACAGGUAAUUUAAAAUUUUAAAAAAAACAUUUUAACCAAUAAAACGUAAUAUUAAUAAUGUGCAUGACCGUGAGUAACUUGAAUACAAAUUAUAGAUCGGUAUUUUCAAUCAUCACUAUAUAAUAAUAAAAGCAUUUGCUUUAAUUAUUUUUUCAAAAUCGCACCAUAACAAAUUAUUUGUUAUCAUUUCCUUUACGAUCUGAAUGUGUUUAUCACGUCAUAAUGUUGUAAACAAUUUUUUUUAAAUACAAACAUAGGAGCAAUCAGAGGGGGGCCGGGGGACUAAAAUCUCCCAAAAAUCAUGCUGAUUUGUAAAUCGAGAAAUGUAUUUAAAAUUAAACUUUAAUUUCAAAAAUAUAUUUAUUUAUACAAAAAACUAUGCUAUAACUACUGAAAAAUUACAAAAGACAUAAUUUUCGUUUAACUGUAUUUGUAAUACGGUCAUUCGAGUAUGUAUAGGCUUAUCAUCCUUAAUGAUUUAAAAUGAAUUUAGAAUUUAAAAAUUGGCAAUACUUACAUAAUACUUAAUAUUAAGGGAGACACUAUUAUUGUUUUUGAUACUGAAAUUAUUUUUAAUAGAUACAUUCACUAAACAAAAAAUCAAAAUAAAGUUAUAGGUAGAACGUAAACAAUUAUACAUAUUAUAUGUGUAUACAUAUUAUUUAUGUUUUUUAUGAGUUUUAUAUUCUUUCCAACAAACACAUUUUUAAAUAGAAGAAAUUAAAAGGAAAGGAAAGCUUCUGAGGGACACCGAUAAAAAAAUCAUGGGAGAAAUGCAGGAACCUCCUAAAUGUUUUACUCUAAUUGCACCUAUGAAUACAAACAGAUUUCGAUUUAUGUAUACACUAUACAUAUGCAUACGAAUUGUAUUAUUAGUAUUGCAAAUAAUAGUAGUUUAUUAUUUAUAUGAUUAAAAAACUGACACAUUUCACACAAAGGUUGGGCCACUGUUGUAGGUGAGAACUUUGGAGGAUAGAAUAUACAACGAAAUUUAAUGUAUAUCUGUAUUCAAUGAUUAAUCGUUGCUAACAAAAAACAAAACUGAUUGGAGUUCGGUUAUAUAUAUUUUCAAAGACCGUAGCCUGUAAUAUUUACGAUUUUCGUAAACAUUUUACAUUAAAAUUCGUAUAAAAAAGAAUACUAUAUAAAACUUAAUUUUUUCUUGUUGACCACAAAGGACAACUUAUAAUGAACCUCCUGUUUAAUUUAUUUAUUUCUAAUUGGUCCAACAAUUGUAUUCAUAGAGCACCUAUCGAAUCUAAAUGACUUAAAAAAAACUUAUCUUCUAUACAUAUAAAACACGAAAAAUAUGUUGUCUUACUCAAAUCUUACUAUUUGUAUUAUAUUGCAAGUAGUAAUCUUAUAUUUUAGAUUGUAUGGAUCGGUAUAUAAACAUUUACAUUUUACAGUGACAUUUAUAUUUAGCAAAAAAAUAAAUAAAUCAUUUUUUUUUAUUAUCAAAUAAAUAAAAUUAACACGUCUACGCGUUUACUACUAUAAUUAUUAUUAUUAUUAUUGUUUAUUUCUUCGAAAAGAUAAUGGGCUCGACUAAACAAGUUCGUGUGUGGGCGCUAUGUAAAAAUCAUAUUUCCGCGAUAAGUACUUGCCUACUUUUGAAUGUUAAAAAUUCGUACCCAGGGCCGUGAUACAAGGAAAUGACAACUUUCACUGAACUCACCACAAAUUUAUAGGGUGCGCUAUUUUAAAUGCAUAUUAACUUUAGGUAUUCAACAUUGCCUUAAAGUACCAAUGAUAAAUAUAGCACUAUACUAUUCGCACCAUUAACUAAUGGUUACAUUAAUGGUACAAGUAUAAUAUAUAUUCGAACUUGUGCUGCUACAAUAGAAUACUAGGUGUAUAAUUAUUGAUUAAUAUAUAUAUACAUAAAAUAAGUAAAACGAUUCUUUUUACGCCACUAGCCUUCUCUAUAAAUCAAUGGCCCCAGUUUGGUCCACCCAGAUAACAAAUCCUGACAUCGUCAUUGAUUUUAAAAUUGAAUUUUCUUAAAAUUUUCUGUUUUUUUGAGUUGUCCUUAGUACCACAAGGGUGCAAACAAAAUAACGAUCCGUUCCAUCUUAUAUAUAUUACUAAAUAUCUCAGCCUGAUAACCUUGUGGAUUGAAAUUUGGUUUUCUGUAACAGAUAGAAGGUACAUCAAAAUACACAUCUUAGGAUUUUUUUUACGAAUUUUGCACACGGUACUACACAAAUGAUUUUUUUUAAUAGCAACACAUAUUUGUAUUUCUAUAUGUAUAGUUUCGAAUAAUCAAUACUUAUUUUGUUUAUCUCAACAAUUACCAGGAUAAUUUAAAAGUAUGAUUUUUUCUUGACUUUAAAAAAAAGAUAAUACUCAUAUUUGAUGUAUGUGUAACUUUAUGAUCAUCUUUAUUUAUAUUUUUCCCCUCAAAAAACUGCAGUAGUCAAUUUUCUUCACUUUAAAUAGACAUGUUUUAAUUUACUCCAUACAUCACCACUUUAUUGCUUUUAUCCUUUACUUUAUUUGCACCAAACUCUAUUCAAAAUCAUUUUUCGUUUGCAAUGGUUAUCAAAAGGUUAACUAUGAUACGGGCUUUGGGGGAAAGGGAUUGUUUCCAUCACCUCCCAUCAAAUACGUGUCAUGGCAUAUCUCGUGGUCCGUAGGCUGAAAAUUAAAUUUACUCAUUCUGAUUUUUAUUUAAUUAAAUUUUAACUCAUGAGAUAUGAACAAUAUUUUCAUCAAGUAACCAAUCAACCAAGUAAAUCAAUCAAACCAACUGUCAACCACUAAACUGAUAUUACUUAUCAAUUGCCUUAUUUGAGUUCGAGGUUUAUUGUAAUAUUAAUAAAUAAUAAUAUUAAGUUUUUUUAAAUUUUUAGUGAUGUAAUAAUUUAAUAUAAAAAAAUAACGGGUAAUUUUUUUUAUGGUUAUUUAUAUGUUGAGAUGCAUAACAACGUUUUCGUGAAACUUAGGAAGUAAAUAAAUAUUAUGAUUUUUAUAAUGAAUUUAUACUUUACAUUCACUUAUUAUUUCAGGAGAGGGGGAUUUGUAUUACCUAUUUAAAGUGUAACAGCCCAUUUUAUUUAUGGCAUAUUUCGCGAAAAAAUCAUGCGCACGCCUAUGGCUAUAUACCAAUAUAUUUUAUUAUAUUUAUACCUAACUACAUAUAUUUUGAUCGGUUGGUUUUGUUGUUGUUCGUUUCACGACCAUAGGUGAAAAUAUGGUUCCAAAACCGCCGGAUGAAAUGGCGCAAUACGAAGGAACGAGAGCUGUUGGCCGCCGGGACGGGAUGCCGCGAACAAACUUUGCCGACAAAAAAUAACCCGAAUCCAGAUUUGAGCGACGUCACGACGGCAACGUCUGCAGUGUCCAAUAACAACAACAUUAUCAACAAUAACAACAACAAUAACCAUAACAAUAACAACAAUAGUAAUACUAUGUCAUCCUCGGCCGGGACGCCGCAAAUGCCGCAUGUGCCGCCGGCUGGAGACACGGCCCCGGCCGCCGGCCAACAAGACAAAAAAAACCCGAACGGUAUAAAAAACCAUCAGAAUCCGUUCCAACAAAAACAUAUACAACAGAAAAAAAUUAACGUGGCAGUGGACCAAAUGCUGUUGAACAGAGGUGGCGGCGGCGGAUCUCUAGUAACUAGGCAACAGCAAGUGUUGUAAUAGUCGCAAUAAUGACACCUAACAUACGAAUAUUUAUAUACACUGUAUACACUAUACAUAAAUUUAGGUUAUAGUAACGUUUGUACAUAUUAUAUAGAAACAAAUUUAUAUAUUAUCUAUAUGUAACUACGUACUUAAUAAUAUAAUAAAAUGUAAUAAUAAUAAUAAUAAUAAACACGCCAUAACGAAUAAAUAAACAUUCCCAUAUUACGUAUACAAUUUAUUAUAGGUAUAUAUUAUAUUUGUUUGAACGCUUUGUGCGGUAUUUUUUUCUCCUUCAAUACCUAUAUUAUAAAUAAUCUAAAUGCAAUAAAUAACGUCACAGCCCGGAGCAAUAACAACCGAAAAAAAAAAUAUUAAAUCGAAUAAAGGAAAAAUUAAUUAUAUUAUGGCGUCGGUAUUAUAAUAUAAUAUAUUAUGUAUUCCUCACUUUCCAUAACAGGGUAUUAUAUACACCUAUUAUGCGUUUUUCUCUUCAUAAUAUAUAAAUUAUUUUUAUCCGGUAUACCUAUUACCGGUGGUUUUUUUUUUUUAUUAUUAUUCUAAAAACCCCCGUGAUAUUAUUUAAGUGCAGUGUAGUGUACUACCGGGGUAAUAUAAUAAUAUGAGGUAUUAUUAUAUUAUGUAUUAUUAAACUCGGAUAACGGAAAACACGGGCGUAAAUAUAUGAUGGAAAUGCGAAAAAAUGGGCGGAAAAAUACCCGAUAAUAGGUAUACACGUAUAUAAUGUAUAGCGGGGCGAAUAAAAACCGUCGAGUCGACUGACAAACAAACGAACGGAGUAUGUGUGUGUGUGUGUGUGUGUGUGUGUGUGUGUGUGUGUGUAGGAGUAUAGAAAGGGGAAAAAACUCGUCUCCUCCUCCGUUGAGAAAACAUAAUAGAGGUGAAAAUUCUCGACUGCGUUUUCCUUCGCCCUUACCUUCCCUCCCACCGCCUCUCUCCACUCUCCCCUUCUAUCCCACCGUCACCGAACGAUAUAUAUAUUUAAUAAUAAUAUGACAAAAACAGAAGUGCACGGAUUAAAGUAUUAUAUAUUAUUUUAUUAUUAUAUUAUUAUAUAUAUAUACGUUGGCACCCGGGGACGCACUAUUGCAGCGGACGAUACUCAAGAAAGAGAGGAAGACAGAGCUGAGGAUUGAUAACACGCUGUCACCCUGGCUAUUAUGUAUUAGAUCGAGAUAAUAAUAAUAACUCUCAAAUAUAAUCGGCUAUUCGUCGUUUUCUCGAAAUCUCGUUUUACAACAUAAUAAAAUAAUAUUUUAUAUAUAUAUAUAUGCAAUCCACCUUUUAUUAUAUUGUAACGUUUACGAGGAUUGCAGUGAGCGAAGAGGGGACUUGGUUUAAAAAAGAAACUGUCUUUAUUAUUAUUAUUUAAGUACAGGAAAAAUACUGAAAACAUCAGCACGUCGUGUUCUACCCCUCCUCAUCAUUAUCAGUAGAAUGGCGACGUAUAAUCAUUAGGGGGGAGAAGUUAUAAGGAAAAAAAAAUUCAAAAUAUUCCGUGUGUACAGGGUGAUUUUUAUCACGAACCAGCAAUUUUUUUAGAGGAUUAUAAGUGAAUUUGAUUUAUAUUUUUUUUAAUCAUUGUGAAAUCAGUUAAGCUUUAUUUUAAAUUUUUUCGGCUACUCCAUGUAUCUUAAAUAACUACAUACUUUUGCUUUUCAAAUAGGAACCCCCUUUUUGAACACAGAUUUUAAUAGAGAAUAUUUUUUUUGAGACUUUGGUGUGCAUAACACUAAUAUCAGAAUUACCGUUUACGAUUAAUAACCGUUUUAAGUUUAGAGGAGUGGGGAAAAGUUAUCAAUUUAUCAUUCAAAAAUAGAUAUACAAUUUUUACCCUUCCCUUCAAUUCCAGUCUAAACAUGGUUAUAAGUUAUAACUCUCAAACGGUAAAUCUGAUAUUAGUGUUAUGCUCACCAAAAUGUCUCUAAAAAAAUAUUUUCUAUUCAAAUCUGUGUUCAAAAAGAAGGUUCCUAUUUGAAAAACAAAAGUACCUAUGUAGUUACUUAAGGUUUAUGAAGUAAGCGUAAAAAAUUUAAAAUGGUUUUAAAAUAGAGCUUAUUCUACAAUGAUAACAAAAAAAAAAAAACAAAACUCAAAUUCACUUAAAAUCCUCCUGGUUUAUGAUAAAACCCAGUAUAUACGUGCAAAUAUGCGUUUAAAAAUGUGCGAACAAAAUGUAAUAAAACCGAGUGUGCCACUGUUAUAGGUGGGAAACUAGACGAAAGUAUAGGACACCUCCUAAUAGCAGACGUACCAUGGUUGUAACAUACAUUUUGAAUCACGCUAUAUGUAAACUCAUUAAAUUAUAGGUACAUUAAUUUUUAAUUUAUUUGUUUAAUAGCUUAAUCUAGAACAGACAUAGAUGACAAAAUGCAAUUGUUUUAACUUCCAAUACCAAUUUUUUAAUAUAUAGGGCCAUAGGGAUAGUGAUUAAAUUUAUAAAUAUAUAAAGCAGUAGUAGCAGGUUUUAUAUUGAUUUGAUUGGUAAAUUAUGGAACUAAUUAACAAAAAAUAACGGAGAAAUUAAAGUAGUAGGUAGGUAUUCAUAAGUGAGGAGAUACUGUACAGUUUUUAAAGGUAUAAUAGGCUUACGAGGCGGCCAUAAUGAAUAAAACAAAAUAUAUAAUAAUAUAAUACCUACGUUCAUGUGUAGGUAAUAUGGGCGGGUGAGUAUAAAUAUAAUAUUAAAUAAUAAUGGAAUGGCGGCACAAAACGAAAAAUAAAAAUAAACGACGAUUAUGAUUAUUAACCGAGUCGGGGUGUGUUGGAACUCUGUUAGUGGAUAAAAAAAAGUGAGGGCAUGUCAAAAACAUAAGAACUCACCCCUCUGCGUACAUACAGGUUAAAACCCUCAUUGGGGGCGAUACAACAAAAAUAUUGUACGCUGGCUUCGGCUUGCAGGCUUCAUGAGGAUUAUCAUUAUUGUAUUUGUUAUGAACAGUGGUGUAAUUUAGUGAUGUUUGUGGGGGGGGAAGAUGAAAUGUUUUUAUAUUUUACCUAUUACCCCCAUAUACCCCCACUCCCCCCCACAAAAAAAAAAUUGUAUUUAUCAUAAGCACCUUUUAGUGCAAUAAAUGUAUGUACGCAUAUAAUAAUUGUAUAAUAUUGUUAUAGUCUUUAUUAAUAUAGAUAAAAUAAUCAAAUGAGCGAGUACAUUAAACAGCUUAAAUCUAAUAAAUCUCUUAUUCCUGAAAUAUCGUACAAUAAUAUUACUGCCAGCAGUUUCGAUGGGUCCACUGAAUUAUUUGCUCAAUUUUUUCCAGUGUAUACUCACCUCAGACCUCAAAUACUAAUAUAAUUACAAAUUAUGGCACACUAAAUAUAAAUUUUAACUUAAAUCUAUCUUUAUGAUAGAUGAAAUUUACGAUGCUUUACACUUUACAUACACAUUACGUUUAUAGUAGGGUUGGUCCUGAUGGCGUACUGCCUAUUAUCUUAAAGAAAUGCAAAAAUGUCUUUACAAAACCUCUGCUUAAAUUAUUUAAUUAAUUAUCUUUGUAAACGGGCUCCUUUCCAAUAUAUUGGAAAAAAUCGUUGAAUCUAUUAUUACUAAAAAACUAUUCAAAUUAUUGUCUAAUUAAAUUUCACCUAACUAACAUGGGUUUCGACCUAAAAAUCUGUUAUCACAAAUUUACUCACUUAACAUACUAAUUUAAUUUCCUGUAUUGAAAACGGCCUUCAAAUUGAUACAAUAUAUACAGAAUUCAGUAAAGAUUUUGACAGAGUAAAUCAUAAUAUAUUUUCUUUAAUAAUAUUUAUUUAAUACUGUACUGAUUUUCCCCUUAUUCCUACGUUUUUCUCGGUUUUCCCAUGUUUUUUCCGGUUUUUCAUAUUUGCUGGGAAAAGUAUUAGAAAAUCGAAAAAUAAUAUUUUGAAAGUAUCUUCCCAUUCAGAUUUCCUUUCAGAAUAAGUGAUUUUAUUAUAAAUCGGAGCAAAAUUGAUGGUAGAAAAGUUGUUCACAGGAAAAAAAAGGCCGUAAUGUUUUAACCAAUACCUACGUUUCUUACAUUCUCCCGUUUUUCCUCCGUUUUUUUUUUUCAGUUUUUCACAUUUAUUGUGAAUUUUAUCAUUUAAUGCACCAACUGAAUCCAAAAUAAAAUAAAAAAGGUAAUUUUUUAUUUUAUAAUUCAAGUAAGAUUUGUGGUCGAAAAGUUGUUUACAAAAAAACCUAAAAAAAGAAAACAUCCACAUGGUAAAACUAAUACAUUCGCUGCGCUCAAAUUUGUUAAAAAAAUGGGGACGGGUACAAUUACUGUUGUAGGUGAUAGGUUGAGAAGGUAAGAUAUAAACGGGAGUUUAAUAUACACCUGUAAGCAACGAUUAACCAUUGUUAACGAAAAACGAUUUUGAGCGAAGUUAAGUUAUACUUAUUCGCGAUAGAAAGCAAAGUGGCUGACAUCUGGUGGUAGCAUGAAACGUAACGGGGCCGACAUGAAAACUGAAUAUUAUUGAUGAAAAUAUGAAACACAAAAUAUUGGGAAUUGAUUUACCCGAUUUGUCAUAAUUUAUUAACCACACAUCGUGUUUUAAUUCUGAUUACACUUUCGCAUUUGGAAGCCUCCAACCCAUAAUUAUGGGUCAUGCCUAUUGUGCCACAACACCAAAAACUUGCAAAAAAACAUAAAUAUUGUCAUGUUCCAGAAUGUAAAACAAUAUUCUCUAUAUAAACAUAUUCAAAACAAUUAUUUGAUUUUCAUUCAUUAGUCAAUAACAAAAGGAUGUGUCUUUCCACAUUUUUCCUAAAAAAGAAAUGGGAGCGUGCUAAAAAAAUGAAUAUUACUAAUUCUUCUACAAAUAAUAUUAAUGUGUGCAGCAAACAUUUUAUUAAAUAUGAUUCUUACAAUUUACAAGUUAUUAUUAUAAUUUAGAAAUAAUGCUCAAAUUAUAUAGAAUACCUACCAACUGUUAAAUUAAUGUGAAGUAACAUAGAUAGGUACUUUAAUAUAGUUUUUAUAUAAUGGGUGUGAUUUUAACAAUUCCAUAGACUUCAUAGGAGCAUAGAAACAUAGGUUUUCCACUGAGAUCACUAAUUUUAACACUUUGGGGCACACAUUAGUUUUGACAAUUUUUUUUCUUGGAAAAUAUUAAAAAUUAGCACUCAUAUUACAUAUGAAAAAAAAAACAAAUUUAGGUGGAUUCACUAUAAUACCACAAUGUCUCAAAGGGUUAAAACACAUAGCAGCGAUUUUUAAUAUUUUGUUAUUAUUUUCCACACAUCCAAAUUCAACAAUGUGGUUACAUUUCAUUAUUUACGUAACCCCAAUCAAUGGUUACUUAAAGUCACCAAUAAAACUUAAAAUGUCAAUUAGCUCAACAACCGAAGCAAACAUUUUUUUUUUUUCUAUUUGAUAAGAUAGGUAUUAUGAAAUCGAAUAAAAUAAAUCCAAUUAUUCAUAAAAUAAAAAAUUAAAUUAAUAAUUGGCAUUGUAAAAUUGAUUAUUAGUUAUUAUUAGCAUAAACAGUGGCAAGUAAAAAUAACUAUAGUGCUCCUGUAUUUGCUUUCUAUCGCGAAUAUCAGGUGUAUAAAUAUGAAUCCAGAAUUUUUAUGAUAUUUUGUCAACAAUAUAUAUGGUAAAAUAAUUAAAUAGGCAUUAUAUUAUUGUUUCUAUAAUAAUAUUUGUUUAAUGCUGUAUCGAUUUUCUUGUUUUUUCUACGUUUUUCCCGUUUUCCUCCGUUUUGUCCCAGUUUUUCAUGUUUGUUGAGAAAACUCCUGGGAAAAUCAAAAGAGGACCUGCUUAAAGUACCUUCUUAGUCAAAUUUUCUUUCUGAAAAAGAGCUACAUUGUAUAUCGGAGCAAAAUUGCUGGUAGAAAAGUUGAACACAAGGAAAAAAAAUACCGUAAUAUGUUUCAACUAAUACCUACAUUUCGUACAUUUUCCUGUUUUUUUCAUAUUUGAUGAGAAAACUCUUAAGAAAAUCGAAAAAUGAUUCCUGUAAAAUACCUCCUCACACUGAUUUCUUUCAAAAAAGUGCUGCCAUUGUAAAUCAGAACAAAAUUGUUGGUAGAAAAGUUGCGCCACAGGUAAAAAAAAAAAAAUAACGUAAUUUAUAUUAUUGAUAAUGUUCACUACGCGAUAUCGCUUUAUCAGUUAUAAUUUUCUAAAAGCAGGAAAACUAUAACAAAUUAGAAUUGACAAUAAUAAUAAUAAUAUAUACCUACUAUUUCUAGUAAUAAAAUUAAAAUAAUACCAAAAUUGUAUAUAUCUUCCUCAUUGUCAGAAACCACGUUUGAGACUAUAUCAAAAAUCUAUUUUCAUCAUAAUUUUCAUGAAAUUUCGGGGAAGGGGUUGAACCCUUAACCCCCUCUCCCUUUUGUGUACCCACCUGACAGAGGGGAGUUUAAUGUAUAUCUGUAAGCAACGAUUAACCAUUGCAAACGAAAAAACGAUUCUGAGUGAAGUUCAGUUGGUACUUGGUUGUGUUGCUUUGUCAACAAUAGGUAUAUUGUAUACGGGUAAAUAGCUAAAACCUAUAAAAUUAAAAUUAACAAUUUAAUUUAUAAUUUGUAUAAUUUAUUGUUUUUAAAUUUAUAUAUUUUAAAUACUUAAUAAGCAGUUAUUAUAAAUGUUAUUAGAACGUAUAGAUUUUACAAUGAUGUUUAAUUUUUUUUUUUUCAUACGUGUAUGAAAAUACGUAAAAAAAAUAAAUAUGUUUUUAUUACCAUCUCUGUGUUUUAAAUGCAUUUAAAAUGGUUAAAUGCAGAAAAGGGACAUGUUCAAGUCCAACCAUUUAAAAUGUAAAAUAUUUUUCAUUUUUCAUUUAUUAUUUACCUAUAAGUUCGUUUAAAAGCAUGGUUAUAAAAAAUAUUCUUUUAAAGUUAUUUUUUCAGAGAUAUCAGUCCUUUUCUCCAGCAAAUAUUAAUUAUUGGUGUCCUAUAUACUUAAAAAUUGUUUUUUUCAUUUUUUUUUAUUAUUGUUAUUUUAUCAUGAUUAAGUUAUUCCAUAUUAUGUUAAACAUGUUGGACUUAUUAAAGUUUUAGAAGGCUUUUAAAAUAAAAAAGACGGACAUAUUUCACACGUGGUUGGGCCACUGUUGUAAGAGAGAAGUUGGGAAGAUAGAAGAGAAAUUUAAUGAACAUUUAACGAUUAACCAUUGUUAACUAAAACGAUUCUGAUCUAAAAAUGACCUUUUAAAAUACCAUCUAGACAAAAAAAAAAAAAUUCAGAAAUGAUGCCAAAAUUACAUAAUGUGGAAUCAAGAUUUCUAGUAAGCAUUUUUGUCUCAGUAUAAAAAAAUAAACACCUUUGGAAAACCAAUACAUUCCUCAAUACACUCAGAAUCUAAAAAUAAGUAAGCGUCUUGACUAGAUAAUUCUACCUUUACUGUAGUAACUUUAAAGUUAAAAUAUUUACCUAGGAAGUCAAAAUUUACUGGUAUCUGGUUUACUGAUCUACUAAUUUUAUUUGAAUAUAUCCAUCAAAAGCUGUACCUUAUUAGUUAUUAUUAUAUUAUUAUGAUGUAUUAAAAUUUCCUUUUUCGUACAAAUCGUUAUUAAUAAAACGUAUCUACCAGUGGCAUCAUUUACAAGUGAAGCAUAGAGACUAUGCUCCUAAGACGUUUUGGUCACCUAUGCACUUUAAUGAUAAACUAAAUAACUAAAAUCGGACACCAUUCAUGUAACACCAUUAUUGAUAAUAAUAAUUGUUGUUCUCCAGUAAUAUUCCAAAAAAUGAAUGAUAAUUUUAUAUUUUAUAUUAAAUUAUUAAUAUUUUGUUUUCGAUAAUUAAUUACAAAAAUUCUGUGUUCGAUAAAAAAAGGUGACUACCAACCACGGACACUAUAUCUAUAUCCCUGUUAUCUACAUACAAAUAAUAUAAAAAUAUUAACAACCCAGAUAAUUAUAACACUACGCCACGACCCAUAAAUAUACCCGUGUCGGUACCUAAUUAAAAUAUUUAUACUGGCUGCAAUAAUUUGGAACAACUAUAAUUUUAUGAUUUUUGAUAAAUUUAAACCAAAACAACAAUCAUACAAUGAAUAUUUGUUUACUUGAGGUCAGUGGAGUAUCUGGAGCUCAAUCAAGGAGGGGGUAGUUUAAAAAUUGUAAUACACCACAAAAUAUUGAGAGGAAUUUCCUCGAUCCACAAAAAAGCAAUUUUAUUUUUAUAAUUCCUCUCCUUGGUAAUUUAAAAAAAUAGUUUAUAGGUAUAAACUAUAGUUAAUGAUAUACAGAAAAAAAAAUGAUGAGUAUAUAAUAAAUAUGUUACGAUCAAAAGCUGAAAUCUGCAAAUUUCAGAAAUAUGAAAAAUUGAAAUUUAUGGACAUUACAGUUUUGCCUAAAUGAUGUUAGUCACUACUAUAUAGAUUUGGCCAGGAAAAACAACUAAAAAACGUUUUUGUCCAAGUAUCAUGGAUAUUUCGCGUUUUGCCAGAUUUCGGUGUUCACCCAUAAUAUAAUAGGUAUGCAUUAUAAUAUAUUCAUAUCAAACAAUUAUACACAAAAAUAUUUACAAACAUUUAUUAAAUAGUAAUUUAAAAUAAAUAGUAAAAAAUGUAUUAAUUAAAUAGUAUUAUAUGGGUAAAUAAAAUAUCUUUUAAUUGUAAUAAUUAGGUAUACAUUUAUUAUUUUUUAUACACAUUUAACUGCAUACUUUUAAUUUUUUGAUACAUUAUUAUUAGAGUAUUAAACUCAUUAAACAAGUGAUACGUACAUAAAAUAACGUAAUAAUGUACAAUAAAAAUAUAGGAAAAAAAAUAAAUGCAAAUUUGUCAUUUUUUUAAACCAAAAUUUCGGUUUUAAUUAAUUAUACAAAUUUACUUUAUUUUACAUAGUCAAAGAACAUUGAAACUUACAAUUUAUUUCUUUAUUCAAAUAACAAUAGCAAUUCAGAGCAUUUUUACAUUUAAUUUAAUUGUACAAGAAUCUAAACCAUACUAUAAGUACUUAAUAAUAAUCAUAUAGUCAUAAGUAAUAAUCAUAAGUAAUUAGUACUUAUUUUUUGAGUUGUUAAUAAUAAUUAUUGAAUAAUUGAUUAGGUAUAUAGUUAGAGGAGAAGAAAUGAUAUUCAGGUUAUGGAAUAUGAUUAACCAAAUAUGGAGAACCAAAUAGAUACUUGAAUAUUGAAAACUGGCAAUAUUAUGCCGAUUCAUGAAAAAGAUAACUAACAGGAUUAUAAUAAGUGUAGAGAAAUUACCCUUGUUAAAUGUAGCAUACAAAGUUUUUGUAAACUUAUCAAGGUUAAAAAUAAAGUCAGAGGUGAUUAUCAAGGAGACUUUAGAUCAGCAAGAUCCACAAUGGACCAAAUAUUCAUUCUCAGACAACUAUUCCAGAUAACAACUAUUUUAACCGCUUUUUUACAAACACAAAUAAAUAAACUAAGAAUCAUGCAUUUAAAAAAAAAAUGUUUAUUAUUAUUCUUAAUCAAGACAAAUUAUGAAAACCACAUAUCUUAAUAUAAUUAUUUAAUAAAUUAUUAAUAAUAAGAAAUUUCCAUGUCUAAUGGUUAGAUAAGGUAUAAACACAACGCCUGUUCACCACUUUCAUAUACUGAUUUUCAAAUGAAUAACUUAAUCUCAAUUUCAAAUUUUGCUCAUAUCUAGACCUAUUACGCAAAUUAUCACCUUCAGUAAACCUUUCAAACAGCUCAUUUUUUCCAUUUUGUUGGGGGCCACGCCACAUACAGAAUUCAUUUAAAAUGAACUUGUUUUUAUUUUCAACAAGUAAUUGAUCCCGUAAUAACAAUCCAGUUUGUUUGUAUUUAGUAUAUGAUGAGUAAGAGGACGUUGAAAAUCCUACUUUUUCUCCACCUAAUAUACAAAUAAAACAUAUUUUAAAAACUGUUAAGUAUAUUAAUAUAAUAAUGUACAAAUUGAUAAAUAUAUAUAAAUAAAUAUAUACCUUGGUGGUUAAUAAAGUAAAAAAAAUUUAGUUGAAAUACUUCCAUGGGUGGGGCACUGUAAGUGAUAAGUUGAAAAGAUAGUUGCAAAGUUGGGAAAGUAGGUUAUAGAGAGGAAUUUAAUAUAUAUCUGUACACAACCAUUCACAAUAAAAGAAUCUGGUCAGAGUUCAUGAGAUCAUGUUUUGAAAAGCCCUAAUAUUUAUGAUUUUCAUCAGAAUUUGAUAUUAAAAUACUUAUAACAAAAUUUUGCAUAACUCAAAUUUUUUUUUUAUCACAAAUUAAGACUUGUACCUCCAGUUAUCUUUUCAAGCAUUUUUGUUUGGUUGCAGUUUUAGCCACAGAGAAAAGACCAUAUAAAAAUAAAGUAAAAAUGUCUAUAAAUAUCACAAUAGUUCUGGAAUGGCUAAAAUGUUUUAAACAUUUUACCAAGUCUAAAAAAAGAAAAUAUAAGUUUUCUAUUCAAAUUACAAGUCUCUACUAAUAUUUAAAUUAUAACAAAAAAAAAAAAAAAUUGAAAAUAUCAUAUUUUGUAAAUUUUCUGAUUUUAUCCUAUUAUAAAAAUUAAAAAAUAACUUCCUUUAGGUACCACCAGACAAAAUUUUCUUUCAAAAACUACGUUUGAAAAUUGGGAAGUAAGAUUUCUGGUAGAAAAGUUGUUUACAGAUAAAAAAAAAACCGCUGUAAAACCAUUUCCUCGCUUUACUCAGGAUCUAAAACAUUUAAUUUAAAAAAUAAUGAAAACAAUACCAUUUUCUCUUCCAUUAGGAAAAUCAACUACCAUGAACAGUUCUAGCAUGUGUCCAUAGCCCUUUCCACGGAUCCUUGAAUGGUUAACAAAAACCUUUAAUUUCAAUUCUUUACAUUCCACAUGUCGUGUUUCAGCAAUAGUGCACUUGUGCAUAUCAAAUUUCUUCAGCAAAGAUGCAUAAGACACAACCUAUUUAUAAACAAACAACAAUCAACAAUUUAAAAAUAAUUAUUACAUAUUUUAUAUAUUAGCAAAUAAUAUAACAUGGGAUCUUAAAUUCUAAUAUUUCUCAAAAUAAAUUUAGUAACUGGAUUAAAGUUGUAAGAAAUAUUUCUAUAAUAUAAUUAUGAUUCAUCAUAUCAAAAAAGGCAAAAGUGUGUCAAUUUAUAAUUUAUAUUAAAGAAAUUGUUAUUGGACAAUAAACUGAUUUUUUAAAAUAAUUUUCACAGAACUACAAAUUAUAUCAUGUUUAUUCUUAAUUUUUUAUUAAUCUUAUUAUCAUUAUUACCAUUGUUAAAUAUUUUAUUUAAGAAACUAUUGUCUAUCAAAACAAGGAUUUCAUCCAUAGUAAUAAAUGCAGUGAAACAUAUUUAGUAUGACACACUUCUUUUGUAAAUUAUGGAGAAUUUGAAUACACUUUACCUUACGUGAACUAAAGUAUGACACAAUAGGUGCUGGCAUUAUACACCAUUUUGAACCAGAUGAAUUUGUUUUAUUAUCUACUAUAAAUUCUCUCUUAGACCUCAUAUCAAAACCAUAAACAUUACUCCACCAAGAACAAUUUGUUGAAUCAGAUGAACUACUAGAAUCAUCAUCUUCAGCUAAAGAUUCCUUUUUUUUAUUUUUGCAUAUUCUUUGAUUUUCAAAAUUAUAUCUUUGUUCUGAAAGCUGGGCAUAAAGAGUGACACACUUAGGUAUCAUUAUACCUAUAAAAAAUAGGGUAUUAGUAUUUUUAGACAUAAUACAUAUAUGUAGUGAUAAAUAAUUAUUUAGAAUUAUAAGGUUGUUCAGAAAAAAAAAUACAUUAAUAUAAGUCAUACCCAUUAUACUUGUCAUUGAAUUAUUAACUAAAAUUAAAUUGUGUUAAUACAUUCAUUACAACUUUAUUUUAUAUAACAAACAGUAUUAUUAUUUUGUAUAGUUCAUUGAUUCAUGAUUUAUUCAAGCCUGAAUAUUAAACUAUUUCAAUAAAAGCUCAUUAUUGAUUAUAUUAUUAUAUUAUUAUUAUACUCAUUAUUAUUAUAAAUGGAAAUCAUUAAGAACACAAUUUUUUAUACAUAAUGUUUAUAAUAAAAUACAACUAUUAACUAAAGAUAUGACGAAAUGAAAUCGAAAAUCAAACUAAACCAAAUACCCAAUAGUUUGGUUCAAAAAUUAUUUCAUGCUGAAAACUCUUGGGAAAAUCAAAAAUGACUUCCCUAAAAUACUUUUCCAGUUCAAUUUCCUUUCAGAAAAGCUGUUAUACUUAAAAAACGAAAUAGAAUUUCUGGUACAAAUGUUAAAGAAAAAAAAAUAACGUCAUUGUAAAACCAUAAGUUUCUUCGCUCCACUCAGAAUUUAAAAUGGAUAUUUACAGGGCACUGUUAUUGAUUUCAUUGUUUUUAAUUUAUGUCUUCUACCAGAAAUAAUACUUAAAUCAAAAACAUGUCAUAUCAUUACCAUACCAAACAAAAGAGCUUGUAAAUUUAACAGGAAGUUCAUUAUAAGUUGUACUUAGUGAUAAAAAAAAGUUGAAAAAGUUUUUUAUAAGCGUAAAAUUAUAAAUAUUACUGCCUUUCAAAUCAUGUACAAAGGAAACUUUCCUCAGAAACAGAUUUCAUUAAAAAUAGUUCAUUAUUGUUUAGAUAUAAAUUAUAUAACUUUAUGUAUCUACCUUUGUAACUAAUAAAAUACAAUAGUGACUCACCUAUGAACAGUGGCUCUUUUUUUUUAUAUAAUAAAAGAUCAGUGAAUAUUAAAAUAGAUAGAAAGAUUUAAGAUGUUAGCAAAAUAGAUUAGCAACAAUUAUACUUAUUUAUGUAUUAUUUAUUAUUAUGAAUUUUACCAUUUGGUUUAAGAAACCGAUCUCUAGCUUCAAUAACUUGCUCCAUUAGAUCCCCUUGACUUAAGACACAAUCCCCCAUAAAAUCAGAUAUUAUAACAUCCACUUCAAUAAGUUUAUGAGGUAAUUCUUGUAAAUCAUGAACCUGUUAAAUAUAAAAUAUAUUAAUAUACACAUUAAAAUUUAAUACAUUUAAAAAUAUCUCAUUACAUUGCUUUGAAUUAAUGUGAUUUUUUCAGUUAACAAAUUAUCUUUAACUACUUGACGAGCAUAAUCAAUACAAGCUGAUUCUUCCAAAGCUAUUACUUUUCGGGCAGAUCCGUUUCGAACACAUAACAAUGGUAAUAAGCCAAUACCACAUCUAAUAACUAAUACAACUUUUUUCUGAAAAAUAAAACACAAGUAAGAUAAUAAUAAUUCAAGUUGUAAAUUGUAUACUUAAAUAUUUACCUUGAUGUAAUUUUCAGCACAAAGUUCAAUACAUUUUUUAAAUGUAUUUGUACGCACAGUGUCUUUUAUUUCUGAUUCGUGCACAGAAUAGCGAGCAUAUCUAUCAUGGUGAAAAUCUAUGGCAGUCAUCAAGUGCAACUUAUUUAAACUACUGGAAGCUCCCUGUAUAGAUUCAUCAUUAAAUACUUCACUAAUUGUUGACAUUAUGGAUAAUCUAUUAAUAUUGUUGACGAUAACAAUGUUUUUAUUCCUAUUUUUUGAAUAAAUAUAUUUUCUUCAAAAUUCUUUUUGGUUAAUUUAGUGAACCAUUGAUAUUGUGUAAUACUUUUACCUCGGGUGAAAAUAGUAUUACAUUUAAUGCUUAAUAUAAAGCAAAUUGCACUUAAACUUGUACUAUCUUGACUAAAAGUUAUUUUUAUUUUCAAUUUUUUUUCCAGAAAACUGUAUCUUUCACAAUAAUAUUAUAUAUUAAAGUCUAUAAGUUUGAUAGAUAGCUAUUGAUUGUUUUGAAAUGUUAUUGUAGGGAUCCAGCACCUGUAAACAGAUGACUAGUUCAGAACUACAGUAUAAGAAAUGAGUGCUAAAGAUAUUAAUCCACUAUAACAUGAAACUGUAUCUAUUAAUAAGAAGUAACAACUAAGUUAUAACUAAAUAAUUAAAAUACAAAUGAUACGUUGAUAAACUAAACUAAAAUAUUAUUGUAAUCCUGUAAAAAGUAACCAUAGGUAAAACCAUAUUUAAAUGCCUUAUUUUAUGGUUUAAAUCAUUUGGUCACUUUUGAUAAGUCUGUGAAAUUAUAACCAAUAAUUUACAUUCUGGUCAAAAAACAAAAAUAAUAAUAUUCAAAAAAGGUCAUGAGACUAAUAAGUAAUACCAUAUUAGGUUAUUUAGUAAAUACUAUUAAACUCAAUUGCUAAUAGGACAAUUUUAAAAUAUUCAAUUCUGACUUUUGAGCGGUGUUGGGAAAGUUACUUUUAAAAAGGAAUUAGUUUCAGUUUAUUGUUCCUACUCCAACAAAAGGAAGUAGAUUCUAAAAAACAGUUCUUUUUUAUUUUAUUUUUAGUCAUUUUAAUCAUUUUAAACCAUAACCAUGGAGACACUAUUUAUAUCACAGUUAUACUACUUGUAACCAUGAUUUAAGAUAUACAGGAUACACACUGAGUACUUAUCAGUUGUUAUGAGAACUUCUUGAAUUGACAGGUAGCACUUAAAGGUAGAGAGUUUUGUAGUAAUAACAUAUCCAUUAUCAAUAAAAUCGUAACAAAUUAGGUAAUGGUAUAAUACUCUUAUUUUUAUUAUAUUUUUCAACACAAGAAAUACGUAUAAGUAGUAUUCUUAUAUAAAACAAUAAAUAAUAUAUGUACCUAUAUUUUAGGUAUUUCUAAUUAGUCACUGAUUUGGAUAGUUUUUUUUUAACCUUGUUUUUGCUUUUUAGUUGAUGGUUAGAAUAAUAAGUAUGUUGUAUCAUUCUCUUUGUAAUAUAAGUAGUGAAUAUAUACGCAACCAUAUCACUUUUGUGUUUAAAACACGGAAAUAAAAUAAAAUAAUUAAAUUUAAAAAAAGUCACCAAUGUCUUCAAAUACAUUUUGAAUAUUAGCAUGUUUGGAAAAUGAUAUCUCAAUAAAUUUAUCUAAAAAGUAUAAAAAUAAUUGUUCUGAGGGUGAAUCAAAAAACCUAUAGAUUUUAAAUUGACUAAUUAAGCUGUUACUGUAUUACAACUGUUUUUUAGUUUUUGUAUUCUCGAUAAACAAAUUUCACAAUUUGUUUUUUUAUUAAUUUUUGGUUAUCUAUUAAAAUAAAACAAUGAUAUCAUUUAGUUAACUUGAAAUAAAUCUACAUUAUUUAUCAGCAUAAAAUAUUUUAACACAAUACAAAUUACACUAAACAAUCAAAAGUAGCAUUAUCAUUAAAAUUAUGUUCCUGAAAGAUGUGAUGACAUGAAAAAACUCUUUACUAAUCAAUUUGCUAUAUCAUACAAUUGGACUGGAGCAAAAAGAAAAAACUUUUAUCAUAUUUAUACCUGUCUAAGAUAAUAAAUGGUAAGAUAAUUUUAUUGAUGCUAAUUUUUUUAACAGCUUUUUUACAAUUUAUUAUAAUCAUUCAUAUUUUUAUAUAGAUACUGUAUUCAAAAAUGCCAAACAUUCAAAAGUUUGACAUUAUUACUUGUAUCAAAAACUGAAUGAGACAUGCAGAAGCUAAAUUGUAUAAAAAAUAAAUAAAUAUAGUAUGUUAAAUUGGUUGUUCAUAAAAAUAAUAAUUUAACAUAACUAAAUAAACAUUAUCUAUUAUUUGUUCCUGUAUACCUAAAGAAAUAUCUCAAGUUAUCAUCCACUGGAUAUAUACUGCAUACACUGAAAUAUAUAAAUAAUAACUUGUGAUUAUCCAUAAGGAUUAAAUAAUAUAAGACAUCUCAUGAAUAACUUCAACAAAUAACCAAUGUAUAUUGAAAUAACAUAUCCAAAAAUGCCAAAAAAACCGACAUUUGGAUAUCUUUUAGAUAUCUGUUGGAAGUCAUAAAUAUUUAAUAAUUAAUAUUAUGGAUAGUUGAUACAUCCACUGUAUAACCACUGGAUAUAUUAGUGGUGAGUGGGCAUUAAUAUUCCAUCAACAAUCUUCUAUGAUAGUGUCUAAAUAAGCUUUUAAUUUUAAAAUUUUUUUUCUUAUUUAUAAAUACAGUAAUACCCCUUCUCGUUGCUAUUAAUUAUUAAAGCUCUAUGUAUAUUCGAUAAAUAAUUACCAUUGGAAUCAAUGGUUUGCUGAUAACAGGGUUUCUUUGUGUAUCCUGAAUAUCUUAAUUCAUGCUUGUAACAACAACUUUCGUUUAUUUAUUUAUUUAUUAACGGGCUUGGAGCCUAAUAUAACAAUAAAGUUUACAGUAAUAAAUAAAUUUGAUCAAUAUAGCAUAAUUAUUAAAGUAAGCAAACAAUAGAAUAGAUUUGUGAAAACAAAUGAAACAAUAGUAAUAACAAAUUGCAAUCCUUAAUACUAAACAAAACAAUUUAAGAAAGGCUUAAGUGCUCGUUAGCCAUGCACAUCAUACAGUGAAUGGAUUAUUUCUACCAUAGUUGGUGUUGGGGAAUGAAACAACAAAAGAAAAAUUAGACCUAGUUUGGUGAGAAGGAACUUUAAAAUUUAUUAGAAAAUGAAGAGAGGGAGCAUCCACUAUAUAUUAUCAUAUUAAGUAUCUUGUACGUUAAUAAAAAUGUAAAGUUGGAAUUGCAUUAUUACAAUAAUAUACUGUGAUAAUUUAUUAGUAACUGAGGAAAUGAUAUCAACACUAAAUAAUUUCUAGAUAAUACCUACUUCUUUAAAAUAAACGAGUUUCAAUUUUAUUUUAUUUUCAUAAUAGGAGGAACAAAAAUUUGAUUACUUAUUCCCCAUAAAUAGGAUUUCUUCCCAUUAUUUGUUCCUACAUUUGAAAAGGAAAACAUUCCUUCCCAUCACUGCUUUUGAGUACUUAAUGAAAAAAGUAAUAUUGAUACAUCAAAAAGUAAUAUUUCAACUACUUAUUGAUAUAGUAGAACUCCAUCAUUUUAUAAUUAUUAUUAUUAUUUAUAUGGGAGACCUGCUAAGUGAUCACAUAAUAUUUAUCACCCAAGUGCCCAUGUGCCAAUAUUAAAAUUUGAAAUAAAAGAAACAACAAUUCAUGGCAACUAUUAUUCAAUGUAAAUUAGCAAUUCUAAACAUAUUUCUUAGAAUUUUGUUAAGUAUCAUUUAUUAUAUAGAAUAAAAAUAAAAAAUAAUACAUACCUGCAAGUUGCUAAACAACAGUCAAUAGAUACAUAAUUUGUUUACAACGCAACAAAUUAACAUAGUACAAAAUAUCUACCGAACUCUAAAAUAUAAAACUUGGUAUACAUACCUAACUCACACUUGAAAAAGUGAUUGUUUUUACAAUACAAUUGUAAAGAGUGUUCCAAACAGUUCGAAAAUACAAGAACGAAGAACGGACGCAGGACGCUUAAACAACGAUAAGAAAAGAAAAACUCCAUUGGUCGAUCGCGCGGGCGCGCGGCAUCAAAAAAAGAAAAAAGCAUCAAUAUGCAGUUAUCACAUCGUACGCGAUAAUAUAGAUAAUGUCGGGAGCGCGCGCAAUUAUGUUUAUUGAAAAUUGUGAUUACUUAAACCUAAGUAUUAAUAUUUGGAAAAUGACCUUUUUUUAAGUGAAUAUGAGGAUUACAUGACUAAAACCUCUCUGGGUUUUAGACUUGUUUCCUGGGUACGUCACUGACACAGAUAUAUAUAAACUAUAUACAAGUAUAAUAAAUGUGGUCAUAUACAUAUAACAUAAUCUGUGGUUACUGCUUACAUAUUUUCUGGGACAAACCGCUCCGUACGAAAAUUAAUUAGGUAUUAAUAAAAAAAUAGACUACUAUACAUUUUAAAUUGUAUUUUAUCACAAUAUAAUUUCCCACUGAAAUCUUAGAUCAUAAUAGGUAUACAUAUAAUCCAAUAAUGAAAUACCUACUAUCCUGAAUUCCUAAUUGAUACAGAUUCUGAAAAAUAUUUUCCAGCGAAAUACCUACUGUCCCGAUUCACACAGUUCUCUUAUUUCAUUGUUCCAAUUCGAGCACUGCCGAUUAAUAAGUAGUCCCCUACCUAUAGUUUAUUAACAAUUUUCUCUAGUUUAAUGGUAUUUGAUGUAUUUGUUGUAAUGAUAAGACUAUGAUGAGAUUAUCAUAAGAUUGUGAUAAGCAUGAGACAUCACAUAAGUUAUUAAAUAUGUUAUAUGUGUCACAUCAUCUUAAAAGAUAACUAAAUAUAAAACAUGGUGCAGUCGGUAGGAAAUAUAAAACAGUAUUAAUGUAUCUACCAUGGUUAUCUAUUCACAACACAAUUGAUGGACAGUUUGUCAAAGAUUGCUCUAUUAAUUACCAAAAUAAUAAUUACACGAAUAAUGAUAUUACCCCGUUGUAUCGCUUUCAUAACCGAUCGUUAUUAGGUUUAGUUAUUAUUAUAUGACAUAUCAAGUCCUUUAAGUAAAAUAAUUGGUAGGUACUUAGAUACCUAUACCUACCCGCUCGUGAAGGUUAUAUCUAAUUAAAUUAUUAUACAAUCUUGUUCUUGAAUUUUCCCCAAAAAUAAAGACUAUUGUACUUUUGUGUAUUAAAUGUAUACAACUGUACAAGGGUGAUCAAUCUUCUAUACUCUUUAGGAUAAUCAUUACCUCUUAAAGUAUUAGGCACCUACCUACCGCCUAUAGGUACUUACCUACCUAUUUUUUGACAUAUUUUUUUUUUUGAAAAUGUAUGAAGCGAGCUCAGGAACGUAUUCAGCUCAUCUUCCGGGGAGGGGGCAAAUUCGAACUUUAAUUAUACUUAUAAAUUAUUGGUUAUGAAAAUAUAUGUCUAUAAACGGCAGUGUUACUUAUUAUAAAUAGAUUGGCAGUUCAAUAUAUUCCGAUCGUUUCGCUAGCUUAAAAGUUAAAACUUGAAUAAUUAUUUCUACCCACUUUUGAUAACUAUUAUUUGCAAUUGAGAACAAUAAAGCCCUUGACCAAAAACCACAAAAGGAAAAAAAAUUCCCAGGGAAAAAAUACAAUUAUUGGCGUCUUAAGAAAAUGUUUUUAUAAGUAUUGAAAAGAAGGCUUGGAUAUAAAUAAAUAAUUAGGUAGGUAGUUACUCAAAAAAAAUGUUUUACGUAUAUUAUUGCUUGAAAACCCCUAGGUAGGUAUAGGUAUUUGGUAAAACCUAACAAAUAUAUUAUGUUAUAUUGUAUAUUUGGACUCAGAGUUUUUAAAUAAUAAUUUUAGUAUAUUGUUUGUAGUAAAUUUAUCUUAAGAUCUUGAGAUCUUACCAAUCUCUUAACAAGUUUUUGAUAACCAUUUCUGCACAAAAAAAAUUAAAUUUUUGAUUAAUAAUAAUAAAAUAAGUAAGUACUUAUACAUGAAACAAAUUCAAUAAUGCCCAGGAGGGGGGACGAUCGGCACUUUCGCCCUCCCUUGUAUACGCCUCUGAGCGAGCAGCUCUAAAAUGUUACACUAUAGGUAAAUAGGUAUUUUGCAAUGUCUUAUUGAGGAUUAAUCAUACUAUAAUAAAUAGGUAGAUAUUUAUAUAAAUUUGUUUUUCCCAGUACAUUUGGACAGUUUUGCGUCAAAACUUAGGAAUUCCCUCUGUAGGUAUGUACCAAAUGAGCUCAAACUCGGGAAUUCGAGUUUUUUUUAUAGACAAAUUGAAGUGAUACAAUAUUUUGAUUGAAUUUCAAUAUGAAGUUUACCAUGUUUUUACGGGAGUAGGAUUAUUUUUUACACAGAAAAAACUGGAUUUUAAAUUCCUACCUACCUUUGUAGACUCAAAGUACCUAAGUAAUGGGAUACAAAUUUGUAUAUAUACAAUAUUACCAAGGAUUGUUGCCUUUAGAAGGUUUCAACUUCCAACACACAGUCUGUUUCAUAUGCAUAUACCAAUUUUGGCAAAAUCUCGACAAUUACUUUUAGUUUUACUUAUACUUACUAGAUAGGUAUUUAAUUUACUAGGAUUUUGAGAUAAUGAGCAAAGAUAUUAAACAUAAAAAAAUGUUUGUAUUUAAAAUUUAAAUCGUACUUAUCUAAAUCCGUGUCUCGUGAUUUAAAUGAUCGAGUGUUUGUAUAAUGUAUGUAUAAAAAAAUGGUAGUUUAGACAGUGUAUUAUAGUGGACGAGUGGAAAAUAUUAAAGCAUAGGCUGGUUAAAAUAUUUUUUUUCAAUAAGGUGUUAAUAGAAGGGAAACUACUAGAUGAAUGAAGUUAGAAUUUUGUAAUAGGUACCUAAUUACCUAUUUUUAAAAAACAUUGACUAGUGUUACAUGGUUAAUGAAGUUAGCUUACCCUGAUUUAGCAGUCAGUGUAGAUAACAUCUACUUCCCUCUCAUUGCACAAGAAACCACUCUCUUUUCUUAAUUCCUUAUUAUCAUACUUCAUUUGGCCAAAACCAUUUCCUGCAUAGAAUGCUAGGGCAACUCAAUAUGUUCAGCUCUGAUUAAAUUUUUUCUUAUAUUACCAUGUGGUAAAUUGUCUUUCUGUUUUAAUGUAUUUAUUGCCACAAAAAUCAUUGUGUCCAUUGCUUGAACUUAAUAUAUCGCCUGUUUAGGCAUUACAAAAUUAAAUAAAUAAAAAUCCUUCCCCCAACAAAAAAAAAAAGCAGUACUUAUUACAAACCAUUAGUGAAAAGUUAUAUGUUGCCAUUGAACAAUAUGAUUGGAUGAAGUAGUUAGAAAUAGUGAUCAUGAUUGCUUUUUGACACUGAUAGUUGAUUUUAUAAUUGUUACUUGACAUUUAUACAAUCAAAUUUUAAAUGUUAAAUGUUAAAUGUGUUGUUUGUCAUUCAGUGAUAAAACAUUUUUUUUACCUGAAUCUGUUGCUAACCUUAAAAAUAUGACAUUUAGAGGAUUUAUAUUAUAUUUAAACAUUUUAUGAUGGAUGACGUGUGUGAAUAAAAUUGGCCUUAGGUUGAAUUAUUAGAGAUUAACACUUUAUUUCUCAUAUUUUGAACACAAUUAGGAAACAAUUUCACUUAGUAUUAAAAAGUAAAUUAAUAUAUAGAUAAAGCAGUUUUCUAAUAUAGCAGAAUACAAAGUUUAAAAAAGAUAUGACAAUUAAAAAAAAAAAGAUAGCAAAAUGGAUACUAUUCGUAGCAAGUUAUAAAUUAAUUACAUAAUAUAAAUUUGUAUUUAAUGUGUACGUUUAUUAAAAAUAUUAAUAAAUAAUAAUUAUAGAAAUUACCAUGACAAAAAAUAAAAUUGAUCUAUUUCUUAAAGAAAUACAAAGCAAAAGUUGAACAAAAUGGUGAUCUGGCUACCUUUAAUAAUGUAACAGAAAGAUUUCACAUUUAUAAUUUAGGGGCUAGCCCUUACUCAUAUAAUAUGUAAAUGGACAAAACCAGUCUAGUAGUCUAAGGUCUAUGGUAUGUUCUUAUCUAUAAUAUUCUACAUUUCUAAAAUCUAAUUUUAAAAGUGUGAAUUUAGAUGUCUGCAGACAUUCAGUUUGAAAUUUGAAUAAGAGUAAAUUGAAUAAAAAUAAUAUUUGCAAAGACUCAUAUUGUGAGAUAAGACACAUAAUGUGUAGAUUGUAAAUACCAAUAAAAGCCCAAUUAAAAAAUACUGUUUAAAACUUCACUUCUUUGCGAGAUUUGUGCUCUUAGAUGAGAUUCUAUUUUAGUUGGAUGUUGGGCUGCUGUAACCCAAUACUCUCAUCGGGUCUGAAGUACCUAAUUAAUAAACAAAAUAUUUAUAAAUAUAAAAUAAGUAAUAAGAAAAUUAUUUUAAAUAAAAAACACUUGAAUAUUAACUUGUAUUUUAAUACCUCAGAUUUGUCUAUCUCACAUUUUAGAAAAAAUUUGUCGAAUUCGGUUUGCCAUAUUUCUGUCAACAAAUCAUUCCUUUCUUUUUUAGUGAAGGAUACAGACAUGGCAACUGGUUUUAAGGGGUCAGCUAAAAAUUAUUUAAUUUGUAUUAAUUAAUAUAAAUAACAAGAAAAGUUAUUGAAAGUAUAUCAUACAAAGAUAUUGUUUUUUAACAUUUAGAGAAUUUUUUUAAAAUUUAAAAAGCAUCAAAUGAUAAUCAAAAUAAACAUUAAACAUUGUCAACAAAUUAUUUUGAAUGUAUAAUUUGAAUGGUUAUUUCCUGGAUAAAUUAUCAAAAUAAUUGACACCACCAACAGUACUUAAAGAAAUAGAAUAUAUUAAAGCUGAUAUUUAUAAUCAUUACAAUUCUUUAGUAAAAAUAUAAAGAAGUCUUAAUUUUAACUACAUAUAUGAAUACUUUAAAAAAAUAAAUGAACAUACUUUGUAUGAUGGGUGAACCACUGUUUUAAGUGAGAAGUUAGGUAGGUAAUGAAGAAAUUUUAUUAUAUACCUGUACGCAAAAAUUAAUCAUUGCUAACAAAAAACGAUUUUGAGAGAAGUACAACUAUACCAAUACCAGGUCUAUAAAUAUGAAUCCAGAAUUAUUAUACAAAAAAUAGAUGCUUAUUGUAUGAAAAAGAUAACAAAUAUUUUAUUCAAAGUAUUGCCCAUCCUUAGCUAUAUAUUUGUCCAACCAUUCUAGUAAUUUAUGGAUGCUAUGAUAAAAAUCUAUUGCUCUUUGAGGUGACCCAGUCAAUUUCUUACAUUUUUGUAAGAAGUAAAGUGCUACUCAGUAAGUGUGCAACCCUUUGAUGAAAAUAAGUAGUAACGGGAUAGAACCAAGUCUGGCGAAUGUGAAAGUAUUUCUGAACUAAACAAGUUUCUAAAUCAACUUUCUUUGACCAGUUUUGCUGUGUGCAUUAUGAUGAAGCAAAAUCACAUCUAUGUUGCCUUUUUGUUAUCUUGUCAUGUUUCAUACAAAUGCUUGAUUCAAAUGGAUCAUUUGUUAUAAGUAGCACUCAAUAUUAACAGUUUUGCUAAGUUUAAGCAGCUUAUAAUAAAUAACAAACUUCUAAUCCCACCAAACACAGAGCAAUAUCCUCCAUAGCGAUUUGGCCUUGCAGUGGAUGUCGAUGGUUUGUCUGGAGUUAACCAUGAUUGUGAUUUAUAUGAAUCCAUAUUCCCAUCUUCUGGAUCUUUCUCAUGGCAUUCAAGUAUAUGAAUAUGGCUUCUUAUGUCACAUUUAAUUAAUCUGCGAGGUUUUGUUGCAUUUAAGAGCCAUCUUCAUCCAACAUUUCUUGCAAUUCGCUGUCUUCAAACAUUUUAGGUGGUUUUCCAUAUUCUUCAUAUAUCUUGUCAAAAUGCCAACUUUUAAUUUUUUUAAACCACUCAAAGCUCUGUGAUUUUUCAAGAGCAUGCUUACCGUAAACUUUGACAACCAUUCAAUGUGAUUCUACAGUAGUUUUUUUCAAAUGGUAAUAGAAAAUUAAUUUUGCAAAUCAUAAUUUCGAGCACACAAUUUGAUAUAUUCAAUCAAUGCUAUUACAAACUAUGCAGUGGUAUGAAACUUGUUUAGUUAUGAGUUGAAUAUAUUUUACCAGAUGUGAACAUGUAAAUCACAUCAAUUGUUAGUUUUAAAAAUAACUAUAUUGAGGUAUUUAUAGGAAAAUUCUAGUUUCAUAUUUACAGAUCUAAUAUGUUUUGAAAUGCCAAAAUAUUUACAAUGCAAAAAUAAUAUAUUGUGUAAAUAUUCUGGGUUUUUCAUUUAUUAUGAAAACCCUUGUGAAAAUCAAAAAUAUGACCUCUUCAAAGCAUCACUACAGUCAAAUUUCCAUUCAAAAAGUGUUACACUUGAAAACUGGAAUAAAAUUUCUAGUAGAAAAUUGGUUAACAGAAAAAAAAAUACAUAAAAAUAAACAUCAUUGUAAAAUCAAUACAUUCCUUGUUUCCCAUAGAAUUUAAAAUUAUCAAAAAUAAUAUUUUUUUGAAUAUUACUUAUGUUUUACUAUCUAAUUAAUGUUUAAAUUAUAUUUAUAAUGAAAAUAAUGUUUUUGUAAGACAAUGCAUACAAUUUUUUAUUAAAAUUUAAUUUAAAUCAAGAGCUCAAUUUUUAUUUUAUACUUUGCUUACUCGGUGGACUUAUUUGCAAUGGAUGCUCAACUAAAUGUGAUAUAUUACUUCUUUCAAAUUGAACUUCUCCAGCCUCAUUUAAAUAACUAUAAUUUAAAAAAACAAAUAUAUAUAUUUAAUAUAUUAAAACCAUUUUAUUGAUAAUAAUCCAAUAAAAAACUUACGAAGCCCAGCGAGGACAGUAUUUAGUUAAUUGUUCAAGAGGCAUUAACGAUACCAUUUUUUGAAUAGAUGAAAAAUUAGGUGUCAUUUUUGGCAUUUUACUUUCCAUUUCUUCCAAUAGAACCUAAAAUAUAAUAAUAUUAAAUUUCAAAAUAAAUAUAACUGGUAUAUUAUGGACACAACAAAUUCUAUCUAAAUAAAAUUAAUUCAUUAAUAUAAAUACUUAGUAUAAUACCUUCAUAUCUAGAAUUUCAUCAACAAAUUGAUUAGGAAAUUUAAUUCCAGAGGAGACAUCAAUAGAUUUCAUAUUAAUCAUUUGUGUGAGUUCUUUUCUGGUUUCAGCGAUAAAAUUAGGUUUUAAAGUAAGUUUAACUUGUGUUAACUUGACUUUUUUGCCAGUAAUAUCCAUUUUUUGGCCUUCAAAAUCAAGAAUUAUAGGAGCUGGUAUUCCUGCAGAUGAAUUUAGUUUCUUGGGUAUUCUUGAAACUGUCUUUUUGAUACUUGUAGCUGUUUUUAUUUUUUUUUGAGCCUGUAUAAUUCACAAUGAUACAAUGAAAUUUUUAAUAAAUAAUAAUAAUAUGUAUGACAAUAUUAAUAAUAGAUUUUUUUCUUCUAAUAUUUCAUAAUAUAAUUUAUCUGUAUAACUAAUAAGGUACUAGAUACACCUCCAAUAAACAAUAAACACAAAAUUUUAAUGUUUAGUUUUAAAAAAUCUCAUAUUAAAUUUAACAACAAACUGAAUAAUACAUCUUUGAAGUCAGUUGAAUCAUUUAAGGACUUGGGAAUUAAUUUUAACUUUAAGUUAUGUUUCAAUAGUCGUAUUGAAAGAAUAACAAAUAAAACUUUUUUAAAUCUUUGUUUCAUUACUCAAACAUGUACUAAUUGAAAUAAUAUGAAUGCUUUAAGAAGUUUAUAUUUUGCAUUUGUUAGAACUCAAUUAGAAUAUACUUCUCUUAUUUGGUACUCUAAUUAAAUUUGUAUAAACACAGAUACCAAAGCCAUUCAAAAUUGUUUUCUGUCUUUUAAAUUCAAAGUUGAACGGCCACAAAAUUCUGGUUAUGAUUGAGUAUUAUCAUAUUUAAUAUACAAUCAUUAAAAAAUUAUAAUUAAAUACUAACAAAGUUCCAACUUUUUAUAAUCUGAUAACAUUAUUUUAUUUUCAAUUAACAUGUGUAUAAUAACGGUUUAUUUUAGCAUACCUAGUAUCCAAAAAAAUUUUAAUUAAAAGUUUCAAUUUUAAAGUGCCUGUCUCUUACAUGAAUUAAAAUAUGUAUUUGAAAAUUGGAGUUUCAUUUCACUCAGAAAAUCAUGAAUUUUGCAUUGAAAUCCACAUCCUAUUAAUUAUCAUUAUAUUAUAAAUACUUGUACAAUUAUUAUUUGAGUGAACAGUUAAAUGUAUUAAUGAACUAGUAAUGGUGUAGUGAGGUGAUUAGUGUUGACUAACUAAAGUGUUUGAUAAACAAAAUAAUAAUUAUUCGAUUGGUUAUAAUAUUAUUAUCUUAAUAUAUAUUUAUAUUAUAUUUUAAAAUUUUUUGGGCGUUUAAAAUCAUUUCUUUAAUUUGAUAAAAUAAUAAUUAUCUAAUAAUAAUAACCUAUGUAUUUUAAUAAUUUAUCUUAUUCAAUCAAAAAAUAAAUACCUUUUUCUUCGAAUGUGCCUCUUCUUGAACAAUAGUUAAAUGUUCUUUUUUUACUUUUUUAACACAAUUUUCAUCAAGUUCAGUCAUAGUAAUAGUAUGCUUCAUGGCAACAGGCUUACUAUUAACCUCCAUUAUUAUUUCUUUUGUUUAGAUAAAUGAUUAAUGAAUUAGCGACAGUGUUUUACCUGGAUCUUAUAAUAACGACUGAAAUUUGUACAAAAAUUGAAAACACAACACUACUCUUUCGACACAAGAUCUGCAACAAAGAAGAAAGUAAAGUCGCAAACAAUUCACGAUUAAAGUUUGAGGUUAGUUAAUGAUUCGAAAUGAAGUUGUGUACACGUCGGAAAAUUACGACAUUCAGAGGGUUCGACAGUUAUAAAUUGAGGAACACGUUAAGAGCAGGGUUGCCAAAUUCUCAAACAGUUAUUUUAGUAUUGUAGCUAUCAAAUUUUCGUAUUUCUAUUAAUUCAUUGAUGCUAGAGAAUAAUUCAAAAUUAUGGAUAAUGGUAUAGAUUAGAAUACAGUAUUUUUUUAAAUUAGAUUUGUUAUACCAUGUAUAUCAUACAUAUGUUAUACUAUGUUUGCUAAAUGAAUAAACAUCUGUAAUAUUUUUAAUAAGGUUAUUAUUUCAAUUGGUUCAAUUGGAUUAAGAAAAAAUGAAUCAUUAAUGUGACACUUAAAGGAACACACUGAAAAAUUAAUUUAAUUAAGCAAAUAUAACAAUUUUCAUUUUUCUAUUUGUAAUUAUAUAUUAAAUUUACAUCAAUUAUAGCACAAUUAAAAGUAAAAAAAUACCUUUAGCUCCCAAUAGUUGAACUUCCAACCUGGUGAGUAAUUAUCUCGUAAGUCUGUAUGUGCUCUAAUGUAUAUAGAACCCUUACACAAAAGAUUAGAACUUCUUAUUUCAUUUUCUUUUGAUGAAUUAUCCCCUUUAAUUAAAUUACCAUUUUCAUUAGUGUAUGAAGAAUUAUAUCACCACAUAUGGUAAUAAUUUUAUUCUGUAUUCUAGGACUUAUAUAUUUGUUCCGAGAGUCAUAUUCAAAAUGUUCUUUAAAUAAUCCAAGUCUUCAGCUUUAUAUUUCAGAAUAGCACAGACAUUUCCUUCAUUUGAAUGAUUAGAUUCGGAAUUUAAUGCAUCUAAAUUAAAUACAGUUAUCAUCAAAAAAAAAUAUAAUUAAUACAAAAUAUUUUCAUUACAAAAACACUAUAAAAGAAAAAAAUUAUAAAAAAAAAAAACCCAAGAGGAGAUCUAUCCCCCAUAUCCCCCCCUAUUUACGCCACUGCAUGAUACAAUCAGCAAGUUACAAAGACGACUCAAAUAAAGUUUAUAAAUUACAAAAAUCUUUAUGGGCUUAAAUAAGUGCCAAUAUGUUGGAACAAAUGAUUUAAAGAUUUUUUAAAUACAUUUGAUUUACGAUCUCACUAGGCACUGAUGCAUGUGUAUUUAAAACAAAUAGUAAUCAAAUAAUUUUUGCAAUAUUUGUAGGUGAUGGAUUAAUUGCUGCCAACAAUGAAGAUAUAAUUAAAGAACUUUUAACAAGCUUGGAAAAAGAGUUUACGGUAAAGAAGGGUAAUUAAGAAUAUGUUUAGGUAUGCAAAUAAAUACUAUGAAGAAUGGGUCUUUAUUGGUACAUCAAACAAAUUACUCGUGUCGUAUAAUUGAGAAAUUUUUUUUAUUGAAUGCAAAGGAACUUUCAAUUCCGAUUGACAAAUCACAUACACUUAAUAACCAAAAUGAAACUGAAAAGUUGAGUGAAAAAACCCUUUAUCGGCCAUCAGUGGGCAGUUUAUUGUUUUUAUAUUAGCUAUCGAAACCGGAUAUUGCAUAUGCAGUCAACUUUGCUAGUCAUUUUUUAGCAAACCCAUCAAAGGCACAUUGGAAUUAAAUUUAAUUAAUUAUAUGUUAUAAAAAAACAUUUAAUUAUCGGCUGUAUUUUAAAACACUUUCACAAUUAUCUUUAGAAAUAUUUAGUGAUGCAAAUUACGCAGGUGACAUUGAAACACAGCGAUCAACAUCGGGAUACCUAUUAAAGUACAGGUCAUCUCCUCAAUUCCUUGGACAUCACAGAGAUAAAAAUGUCGUUGUCAUCAACUGA
Molecule: messenger RNA, 55144 nt
Organism: Cinara cedri
Lineage: Eukaryota; Metazoa; Arthropoda; Insecta; Hemiptera; Aphididae
Source: the annotation of a GenBank genome assembly